Podarcis lilfordi (Lilford's wall lizard) is the source of this 56800-nucleotide messenger RNA. Lineage: Eukaryota; Metazoa; Chordata; Lepidosauria; Squamata; Lacertidae. The record is from the annotation of a GenBank genome assembly.
CAAUGGACGAGCCGAACAUCCUCCGACGCCGAGGGCUCCAGGUGAGUCGGGAUGCUGAAGCGGGGCGCGCAGAAGAAACUGGGGAGGGUCUGGAGCCCCCCACCUCUUUUUCUGGGGUGAAAGGAAAGAUCCAAGACCCUCCUCAGCUCCGCAGCCACCUGGGGGGGGGCGCGUCUGAGCCCACCUACCUGCUGCGUGGCAUGCAAAAGGCGCUUCCCUGCUGAGGAUCCUGCUUGGGGCGUGUGCGCGUGUUUUUCGUGGGGAAGGGGCGUUGCUCCCUGGCAGAGCAGCUGCUGGGCGUGCAGAACGACCCAGCCGCCCAGGGCAGCGCCGAGAAGCGGCUGCUUCUGACCUGAGACCUUGGAGAGCGGCCGUUCUUGCUGCUGCUGCUGCCGGCCUGGGUCGGCAAUGCUGGCGUGGUGGGGCUUGAGCGAAUUGUCGGGGAUGCUCGCUUGGGCAGGAGGCGUGGAGAGGGGAGUGUGUGUGUGUGUGUGUGUGUGUGUGUGCAACUGGGUGAUGUGCAUUGCGGAGGAAAAAGCCGCCUUGAGGGAGCAUCUCUCUGUGUGUUCAUGCUUAUAUAUAAUAAUUUCGCGCUUAGGAACGAAGGGUGCAUUUUUGCAGAAAGAGAGAGACAAAAUCACUAGGCAGGGGAAAUAUCUGGCUCAGAAUAAGCCUCUCCAGACAGAGGCUUGCGGCUCACCCCUGUGGACGUAGAAAUAUUUUUAUUUUUCCAUGCACACUCCUAUACGUUUUGAUAGUAAACCGGAUUUGCAACUGGGCUCAGAUAAUUUGAAUUGCAACUGCAUACAAGCGGUCCUGAGAAGCCCCAGAAAGAGAGAGGCCUUUCGCACCCGGUUCCUGCCUGCGGACCUUCCAAAAGGGGUGUCUGGCUGGCCAGGAAUUGUAGAGCCAUAGAGUCACAAGGGAUCCCUAGGGGUCAUCCAGCCCAACCCGCUGCAAGGCAGGAAUAUGCAGCUGUCUCGUACGGGGAUCGAACCCACAACUUUGGCGUUAUCGGGCAAGACUUAAAUAGGCCGCCCUUUGACCCGAUCCAGCUGCUUUUGGGGUUUUAAGUAUUCCUCAGUGGAGCCUCCAUGGUGGAGCCAGUCUACCUUAGAAAGUGGAAAGGGGCUCUACUCUCGCCUCCUGCUUGGAAAGGGGGGCUUCUUUCCAUUUGGGGUGUCUGGUGAGGACAGGAGGCUGGGCUAGGGACCUGAUCCAGCGCCCAGGACUUCCUUAUGUCCAUAUGGCGCCUCCAGGAGCAAUGGCAGCCUACCUUGAUCUCUAGGUUCUAUUGCGAGGACGGCACACCGGACUAGAUGGGGACCCCUUUCUCCUGAUCCAGAGGCAGCGCUCCUUUUUAAAAAGUUUUCUAUUUGAUUUCACAAGGAAUAAUAUUCCUGCAAAUAUUAAAAUUUUGCACUCGAUUCUUCUGAAUCUCGAGACUUCCCUCCUCCCCUCUGUGGAGUCAUUAAAAAAGUUUUCCAACUCCAUAUGAUAAGUGCAUCUAGUCUCCAGUCCUCCGUUAAAUUCAAAGUCUUAUGUAUUGUGGCAGGAGCUGUUUGAAGCCUGUCAAAGAGUUCAAGUGUUCUUUCAAAUAAAAUCUCUAUUUGUCCCAAUGCUGGAUUUACGUUUAAGCUAAGCAAGCUCUAGCUUAGGGCCCCGCUCUCUUGGGGGUCCCCAAAAAAAUUAAAGGAAAAAAACAACUGAAUGUACCCAUUUCCAAAAUAUUAUCUAUCAUCUAUCUGUCUGUCUCUCUAUCUGUCUGUCUAUCUAUCUGUCUAUCUAUCUAUUCAUCUAUCUCUAUCUAUCAUCUAUCCAGCCAUCUAUCUAUCUAUCUAUCUAUCUAUGCCAGUGCUGGAUAUACAUAUAAGCUCAACAAUCUCUAGCUUAGUGCCCCAUUCUCUUGGGGGCUCCCAAAAAAUUAAAGGGAAAAAAACAACUGGAUGUACAUUUCCAAAAUAUAAGAUAAGAAACAAAUGAAAUAAAACCUACACACAGCAACCGUGUUUUGUGUUGUGUAGGCUCCUCAGAUAUAAGUCAUGCCCCCCGCCUGCUCCCUCAAAUAUCCCUGCUUUGCUCCUUUCUAUAUAUAGGGUGCCGACAUUCUGCUAUUUAUCAUUAGUAGUAGUUUGCAUCACAUAUUUACACCUCUGAUUAUUUCUUGUUAUAGCAAGCUUCUACAGACUAGAUUAGGAGUCUUUGUCUAUUGUGCUUCUAAAGGAACUUUUGUUCUUGCCCAGUGCCAAUGUGUUUGCAUUGUUCAGUUUGUUACGAAUAAAAAAAUCAUUUUAAGUUAGAGCAUUAUUUCACUAUUAACAUACCUCUUCUUAAUUGUAUUUCAGUUCAACCAUUACAUAUUUUGUCAUGUGUAAAUGGCUUGAAAUACCUAUUAGGUCCAUCAGUGACCAUCUAGCAUAUAUUCAACACAAAAAAACAGCCACAAUUUGUUGCUGACGAAGGACAGCUGGACAUAGAAAGGGCCCCAUUACCUUCAGGAGCUGAGGGCUGCUUUGAACCUCAAUCUGACCCUUAUUUGUCCCAUUCUCUGUUGAGGUUUUGAUCCUCCCAAUUUCUUAUUUUCCCCGUUAACCUUGCCAUCUCUUGCAUAGUCCAAUAAUUUCGUCUCCCCUCGCAGGUUAUCUUAUCAUCUUUCCAGCAUCUUUGCAGCUGCUGUAGUGAAAACAGUCUUUUCGGUUCCUUCGGUAUCUCUGCACCUCCAAUUCCUAAAAAAAACCUGGCUUUGUAACAAAUGUGAUUUUUGAAACAUUUUUCCCAAGCCAUUUUAUAUCAUCUCAAGUCCGGAAAGGUGGGAGAAUUGGCGUUAGGGAGAAGCCUGCUGGGCCUUUUCCUCAAACCGGCCACCAGAGGCCACUGGUGAGCUACGGCGGAGGAAACAGGCUGUGCCAAUUGCCCUCCCCAUCUGGUGUGUUGACCCCCUUGGCUGUGUUUGUGUGUGUGUGUUUGUGUGUGUGUGUGUGUGUGUGUGUGUCUGCUACACAGACAACCUUGCAAGCGACUGAACCGCCUUGGGCAAAAGUCCUCUCCAUAUUGUCCCUGGCCCUGAUUUAAAAAAUAAAAUUAUACUAAUCACAAAACCCGUGGCCUUAAGUGACAAUAAAGGAGAUUCCGACUAGGACUAGCUAAGCAGGGUGCUGCAUGGUUUCCGACUGGGUGGCGUUGAGAUUCCUGCACGGCGGAGGGUUGGGCUGGAUGACCCUCAGGGGGCCCUUUCCAACUCUACGAAGUCCUAGAAUUGUCAGGCUUGGAAGGGAACCCAAGGGUCAUCUAGCCAAUGGGCAGGCAAACGUAAGGCCCGGGGGCCGGAUCCGGCCCAAUCGCCUUCUCAAUCCGGCCCAAGGACAGUCCGGGAAUCAGCGUGUUUUGACAUGAGUAGAAUGUGUCCUUUUAUUUAAAAUGCAUCUCUGGGUUAUUUGUGGGACAUAGGCAUCCAUCCAUUCAUUUAUUUAUUUCAAAAUAUAGCCCGGCCCCCCCAAGGUCAGAGGGACAGGGGACCGGCCCCCUGCUGAAAAUGUCUGCUGACCCCUGGAGCCUAAGCUAUAGCCUGUUUAGCUUAUACGUACCGUAAAUCUGGCACUGGCAUAGAUAGAUAGAUAGAUAGAUAGAUAGAUAGAUAGAUGAUAGAUACUGUAGAUAGAUGGAUAGAUAGAUAGAUAUAGAUAGAUAGAUAGAUAGAUAGAUAGAUAGAUGAUAGAUAGAUAAUAUUUUGGAAAUUUACUUCCAGUUAUUUUUCCCCUUUAAUUUUUUUUGGGGGGGCCGCAAGAGAGUGGGGCCCUAAACUAUAGCCUGUUUAGCUUAUACGUAAAUCUGGCACUGGCAUAAAUAGAUAGGUAGGUAGAUAGAUAGACAUAUAAUAUUUGGAAAGGUACAUCCAGUGUGUUUUUUCCUUUAAUUUUUUUUUAGGCCCCCAAGAGAGUGGGGCCCUAAGCUAUCGCUUUUUUAGCUUAUACGUAAAUCCGGCACUGGCAUAAAAAGAAAGAAAGAAAGAAAGAAAAUGUUUUGGAAAUGUUCUUCUAGCUAUUUUUCCCCUUUCAAUUUUUUGGGGACCCCCAAGAGAGUGGGGCCCUAAGCUACAGCUUGUUUGGCUUAUACGUAAAUCCGGCGCUGCUUCUACGGUACGGUGAGCUGUCUGGGUAUUCGGGGAGGGGGCAGCGGCGAAGUCGCCCCCUUGUCCCCAAUUCCUUGAGAGCCCCCCCCCCACCGCCAGCACCCAAAGGUGCCUUGUGUGUCUGUGUGUACCAGGAAUUGGGGGUGAAGCCGAGGACAUCCUUUGACCCUGAUAGUCCCUGGCAGCCCGUCCCCCAGGCUGCCGAACAGAGCCUGCUCAGCUGUCCGAACCCCAACCUGGCAAAGCGAGGAAAUUGCUCCUGACAUUUCAGACAAUUUCGCUCCUUCCUUUGGGGAGGGAGGAAGAGGACGGGGUUUCGUCUGUCGCACUUCAAGCAAUAACGCAGGGCUAACAAAAUAUAUAUAACCUGCAUCGUUUCACUGUUCUUCAACAGAGAAUCUAUGAGGGAGAUGCAGAUGAUAAAAUAAAUCAGUUUUGUAGGAGCAAAAUUAGAGAGUCCGUCAAUAUCACAGAGGCAACACAAGCCUUUCAGUGGUCCCGAUCCUGUAAUCUUGCCAUAAGAGAAGCUCCAAGCGUCACAAUUCUUAAACAGAGAAUACGUAAUAGAAUUGGGUGGAUAAAAAAAAAAAUAUUAAUGGAUUUUUUAAAUUUAAAUCAGAUUUUUUAAAAUUUAAAUCAGAUUUUUAAAAUAAAACGCUUUUGGAGGAAACACCUUUCUAAAGAUUUUCUGUUUAAGUUACAUUAUAGUCCAAAGGCUAUUCAUCAGGAAAUUUGCUUUAAGUUUUUCAUGUGUGCUAAAACUCAGUCUAAAAUUUUUUUUUAGAAAAUCGUUUAACCACAUCAGUUAGCAAACAUGGAUACAUAUGCUAUAAUGUUAUUGUUUUAGUUAACUGAAUUGUUUAAAUUGUUAUUAAGGAAAUGAUUAUUUUUCUCCUUCCAAUCAAGUACAGCAGAAAAGUUGCCCCAACAGAAACAGUUAACUUAUUAAACCUCACCAUAAUUUCACAAUUAUCUUUCCAUGUAUUUCUAACGGUAUAACCAAAUCAGUCAUUUUUUAAUAUAACUGUAAAAACUGCUCUGAAAAUGUAUUGUUCCAAAAACGAAACCUUUGUCUGCUUGUAAAUAUGAAGAUUAUACCAGCAAGAAAAGAAUCCGGUUUAAAUUUUUUAAAAAUCCGAUUUAAGUAAAGAAUAAUACUCUGCAUUUUUGGAUAUAUAUAUAUAUUUAAAAUCAUUGAUUUUUAUCCACGCUGCUUUGGGAGUGACAACACUCCUCCUGCUCUUAUCAUCGAUUCGACGACCUUCGCCCCACACCUGCUGGCAGCGUUGCAGGGAAAGUACGCCCUGCCCUCUGUGCCCUAGGGCAGUCGCUCUGCACGUGCUCAGGAGGCGGCGGCUGGGGGGGCAGAAGGCAGGGCCUUUGGUCCUGGGUGGGGCAAGAGAGAGAGAUGCUCAGCACAGCAGUGUCUGCACUGGCUGGCAGCAAGGCUCUCUCCCACUGCCUUGCCGGUUUGCAAGCAGGGAGACUUCCCCAUAAAUUCACAUUCUGCAUGAAAAAAUUGUCCAGUAGCACCUUAAAGGUAAAGGGACCCCUGACCAUUAGGUCCAGUCGUGGCCGACUCUGGGGUUGCUGCGCUCAUCUCGCUUUACUGGCCGAGGGAGCCGGCGUACAGCUUCCGGGUCAUGUGGCCAGCAGGACUAAGCCGCUUCUGGCGAACCAGAGCAGCGCACGGAAACGCCGUUUACCUUCCCGCUGGAGCGGUACCUAUUGAUCUACUUGCACUUUGAGGUGCUUUCGAACUGCUAGGUUGGCAGGAGCAGGGACCGAACAACGGGAGUUCACCCUGUCGCGGGGAUUCGAACCACCGACCUUCUGAUCGGUAAGCCCUAGGCUCUGGGGUUUAACCCACAGCGCUACCCGCAUCUCCCAGUAGCACCUUAGAGACCAACUAAGUUUGUUCUGAGUAUAAGCUUUCAUGUGCAUGCACACUUCUUCAGAUACUAAUUUGUGUUUAUUUGUGCUUCAUAUUUGUAAAACCAAUAAUAAUAAAAAACCUUAGAGGCAUUGAGAGCAGAGUGCGGGAAACCAGUUUUUUGGGGGAAAUUGUAUUAAAUCUGUCUGAAUCUGUGGCUGAUUCGGUAAAAUUUGGAAAACCGAUUCGGAGAAAGAGAAAGAAACUCAAGGCGCCAGUCCUCAUGCUUAGGCUAAUUCAAACAAGGAGCUGCCUCCAAGCCAGUGUUGCCUGCACUGGCUGGCAGUUCCAAAGAUGAAGUUGAACUUGCCGAGCAAAUUCUCUAACCACUGGGCUACAGCCCCGCAUAAGACGGCAUGCCUCUCCCAUCGCUGGGGUUCGUGGGGUCUGCGCGAGGCCGAAGGGGCGGCUGCAAAGUCCCGGCGGCCUCAUCCUGACUGUCUUUUCCCUUUCCUUUUCCGCAGAAGGAGCUGAGCCUGCCUCGCCGUGGGAAAACGUGAGUGGGGGCCUCUGCCCCGCGUUUCGGGUUCUGCGUCUCGUCGCUCAGGCUUCUGUCUCCAACGGCGGGCACCCAGAUAGAUGCCUCUGGAGGGCCCACAAGCUGGCCAGCCUGGCUCGCUUUAGGGGUUUCCUGGUGCCAGAGUAUUCCAAUAAUAAUAAUAAUAAUAAUAAUUUAUUAUACCCCACGAUAUGGUUUGAAGUUCAUAUCAUGAUAUCAGUUUCAUUAUUUUUUGACCUGGUGAUAUAUUUGCAAAUCACGAUAUGUGUGUCUGCAUUUUCUGGGAAAAAUCUCAAUGUGAGGGAGACUGUGAAGCCCCAAUAGCUCCAUCCUUAUACCAGACAUCGUGGUAUUUAGCUGGUGAUAUAGUGUGAUGUCGAAAACCUACUCCAUCCUUAUUCAGACAUCAUGAUAUAUCGAUAUAUCACAGUUUGGCUGGUGAUACAUCACAAACCAGACACUGCGCAGCCCUACAAACGAUCAAUCAAUCAAUCAAUCAAUGGGAUAUACAACCAGAAACAGUAUCUAGGCCUCUUUUCAAGAGCACUGCAGGGGGCUGGACUAGAUGACUCUGGUGGGCCCUUUCGGCUCUGCAGUUCUAUGAUUGUUAUACAUUUUCCGGACGCCCCACGGUCAUAUUAUAAAGCAGCUGUGUUCUGUGUUCCAAACCAAGCCCUGACGGCAGCUGUUUUCAUUUUGUUUUCCUAUGCAAUAAAAAAAAAAUUGGCGCAAGCAAAUUCCUGUUCCGAAAGUGUGGCCCACAGAGAAGAGUUCGGGGACCCUCCAGAAUGUCCUAAGAGCCUUUCCCAGCCAAUGGGUACUCGAGAGUCAUGACGGCGCCUCGCCUUCGAGAGCCUGCGAAUCGGUGCCCCUUUGCCCUCUCAUGUGGCAGGGAGUUCCAGAGUUCAGCUCCCUGCGGCGGCGCCUUUUUAGGCGGUAGUUUCUCCCAACCUGUUUCCGUGUCGGAAUCGCUUUUGAGAUUGGUUCUGGUGGUUUCCUCGCUUGUGCAUUCCCCGCGGAGUUGGCGCGCUGGGGAACCCAGGAGAGCCUCCGCUGCUGCCAACCCGUGUGCGCACUCCAGAGCCAGACGAACCUCUGUACUGCACACGUCUCUUGUCUCCGCCCACGGCCCCGCCGCGACCGUGCAUGGCGCUGGCACUGAAAUUUGUGGGUGCGCGGCCCCUUGGUGGGGGAUUUGGUGGGUGCUCGGGCACCCAGCGCCCCCGGGCUUUGGCCCCCAGGCCCCCGCCCCUCUUGAGAGCGGCGGCGCCCCGAGCCUUUUCCAUUGGAGAGGUCAGGUCCCCCCGCGGGGACGCGCGCCUUUCUCCAGAAACCUGGCGACCUGGCGCCUCGUUGCUUGCGCUUUUUUAAUUCCUAGGGGACGGCGGCGCGCGCUCCAACCACCCCCACCCCAGGGCUUUUCCGUCCCUCCCAGUCCCUCUUCUCCCUCCCUCCCUCCGAGGUGGGGGGGAGGGAGGAGGGCCGGGUGGGCGGGCGAGCGAGCGAGCGCCGGGGGAAGCCGCGCCAGGCAGAGCGCGGCGGACGCGCCGUCGGGGCACCGCGUUGCCACCGCCGUCGCCAUGCAGGCGCGCCGUGCCAAGCUGAAGAUCCCUUCGCUGACCUUGGUGGAGUGAGUUUGGGGGGGGCUCCUGGGCGCCCCCGCUUGGGAAGAGGGUGGGGAAACGGGGGGAGAGGUUCCAGCGCCGGCAGGCAGCGACCCGGGGGCGCUUGAAGAGGGGCGCACGGCGGAGCGCUCGCUUUGGCACCGAAAGCUGGGCAGGGCUGGGGUUGGGGGUCUUUUUCUCUCUCGCGGCCCCUCUUUCUGCCUUCGGGGGAUCCCUCUCCUCCCUCCCCUCUCCCCUCCUUCCAUCCCGGGGUCUCCAAUGACGCACGGCUUGGUUGCCAGGGAACCGGCUGCGGAGGGAGGGGGCGGCGGUGAUUCCCCAAAGAGAGAUAACAAAAAAAGCGCUCUCCGUGGCUUCUCCCAAACCAAAGCGCACCUCCGCCUCCGGGAAGGGUCCCGCAGAGCUCAUGGAGCCCACCCCGGGGCUGUGGCGCCCUCCGCAAACCUGCCAGGCGGGUCCCCGUCCGUCCCCCCCACCCCCCCGACUCGCGAGAGGGUUGCCCGGGCGGCGCCACUAAGCUACCUGGGUGGAGCUUCGCGGCUCCGCUUUCCCCUGAUGCAAUUUUAUUCCCAUUAAAAAACACGCCCGCAGCAGAUGGGAUCCUCCGCCUGCCACGGGGAAAGAAAAGGCGUUUGGGGUAGGGGUGAGAGCGCCCGGGGCCUGGCAGUCUGGGGUUCGAGUCCACUCCCCCCUGAAAAUCACUGAGCCUGACCUACCUCUCAGGGUUGGUGUGCGAGAAGAACCAGCCUCUCCACUUUUGAGCUCCAAAAAGCAGGGUAUAAAUGUAACCGUGCCUCAGCCCCCAAGCCUGGGAUAUAAGAGGCCCUCUGGGCAUGGGCAGAGGGCUCCCCGCCCCUGUCUGCCCAGAUCUUACAGACCAGGGGGGCUUUCCAAAAUCUUGUCACCUGCAAGGAGCUUUCUCCCUCCCCCUCUCCACCUAAUACCCCAUUGCCCCCCAACCAGUGGUAGCUUAGGGCUUCAACGGCACGGUGCCAAGGCAGCGCUACAGUUCCCUGCUUUGGGAAUCGUAGCUCUGCGAUGGGAUAUCCCUGGACGUGUAAGGAGCUGUCUUCUCUAGAUGGGGGGAUUGGCAACGGACUGGGUCCCUGUCAUUGACCCCCAACUCAUCUCCUGGCGGGGUGGGGUUGCACCUCUGCCCCCUAUUCACACCACGGCCUCGUUCUCCUUGGCUCUCUUCCUUCUGCAGCCUCUCCCCCGGGAGCCAGAGUCCGACCCUUCUCAGCCCCCUGAGUCCUCUCAGCCCCCUGGCGCUGCACCCCUGGAGGUAAGAGACCCUAACUAUGGGGAGACGUGUCUUAUCCGUGCAGUGGGAGGGGGGAAGGAAUAUUAUGUGCUAUUAUGGGGUGCGCCGCUCAUGCCCGUGUCGCGAGGCCGGGUGCCGAGGAAGCACUUUCCCGAUUGCUCCGUCGCUCUUGACAAAAAACAAAAAAAGGCAGCGUGGUGUAGUGGUUAGAACCACGGUCCAAUCCCCUGCACCCUCUCUCACACCACAAACGCAGGGUUGUUUGUGAGGAGGAAACGGAAAGGGGGCAGGCAAAAUGUAUAGUCUUCUGCGGCGAUUCUUGAUUCCUAAAAACAGAGCCUCCAUGGACAGGACCAGUCUACCUGCUGGCAAAAAAAUAGGCAGUUCCUCCCCUGGCCUUGCUUGCAGCGGCCUUAGCUGCUUAGCCUCUGCAAGGACUGGGAGGGUGGGCUAAGAUGUCCCCCCCCCUUGGACCCGAUUCAGCAGGCUCUUGCGGUGUUCUCGUAAGCUAGCGCCGCUGGACCUUCUUGCUGUGGCCAGCGGGAGUCAGGGCCGGAUUGAGGUUUGAUGUGGCCCUCAGCUCCUGAAGGGAACGGGGCCCUUUCUAUGUCCAACUGUCCUUUGUCCACAACAAAUUGCUGCUGUUUUUUGUGUUGAAUAGAUGCUAUAUCAGGCGUAGGCAAACUCGGCCCUCUAGAUGUUUUCGGACUACAGUUCCCAUCAUCCCUGACCACUAGCUAGGGAUGAUGGGAGUUGUAGUCCCAAAACAUCUGGAGGGCCGAGUUUGGGGAUGCCUGUGCUAUAUGGUCAUUGAUGGACCUAAUAGGUAUCUCAAGAGGGACACGGGUGGCGCUGUGGGUUAAACCCCAGAGCCUAGGGCUUGCCGAUUGGAAGGUCGGCGGUUCGAAUCCCCGCAAUGACGGGGUGAGCUCCCGUUGCUCGGUCCCUGCUCCUGCCCACCUAGCAGUUCGAAAGCACGUCAAAGUGCAAGUAGAUAAAUAGGUACCACUCUGGCGGGAAGGUAAACGCCAUUUCCAUGCGCUGCUCUGGUUCGCCAGAAGCGGCUUAGUCCUGCUGGCCACAUGACCCGGAAGCUGUACGCCGGCUCCCUUGGCCAAUAAAGCGAGAUGAGCACCGCAACCCCAGAGUCGGCCACGACUGGACCUAACGGUCAGGGGUCCCUUUACCUUUUAGGUAUCUUAAGCUAUUUGCACAUGUUGCCCUGCAACCAGUCCAUGCAGAACGUUGGCACCCUAUAUAUAGAAAGGAGCAAACCUUUCUUUUUAGGGAGCAGGCGGGGCCCAUGACUUACACCAGAGGAGCCUACACAAUGCAAAACAUGGUUGCUGGAUGUAGGUUUUAUUUUAUUUGUUUAUUAUCUUAUAUUUAUGUACAUACAGGUUUUUCCCCCUUUAAUUUUUUGGGGGGCCCCCAAGAGAGCGGGGCCCUAAGCUAGAGCUUGUUGAGCUUAUACGUAAAUCCGGCGCUGGCGGGAGUUGUAGCUCAGCAGCACCCGGCGGUCCAAAGGUUCCCCAGGCCAAGGGAGGAGCGGUUGCAGUGGGGCAGGCAAUCUCCCCGUCCCUCUCCGACUCCUUGGCCAAGGCCGCUACCUCCUCCGAUGGCCUCGCAGGGCGGAUUAAUGAAUAACGCGAGCGCCUGGCAAUUUCUCCCUGUCUGAGAAAGAGAGAGGGAAUAUAAGCGCUUGUGUUUUGAUGGGCACAGCGAAGAGGGAAGAGGCGCUGUAACAGCUGGCAGCCCUGGGCGGGCAAAAGGAAACGUAUUUGCUUGUUUUUAUUUGAAUAUUUGCGUGUCCAUGGCUCGGUGGGCUAGGGCAGUUGCUUGGCAUGUCGAAGGGCCUCAGGUUCAGUCCUUGCUUGGCCCCCACCUGAAACCUAGACAGCCGCUGCCAGCCAGUGUAGGAAGAAUACUCCGCUCCGUGGUCUGGCUCAGCUUCUGUUCAGUUCAGACAAAAUAUUAAAAUACAGCAAUGCACCAAACAUUAAAAGCUUCCCUAAACAGGGCUGCCUUCAGAUGUCUUCUAAAAAUCAGAUAGUUGUUUAUCUCCUUGACAUUUGAAGGGAGGGCGUUCCACAGGCGGGUGCCACCACCGAGAAGGCCCUCUGCCUGGUUCCCUGCAACCUCACUUCUCGCAGGGAGGGAACCGCCAGAAGGCCCUCGGGAGAUGGACCCCGGUGUCCGGGGUGGAGACUCUCCUUCAGGUCUACUGGGCUUUCACGGUCAGCACCAACCUUUUGAAUUGUGCUGGGAAACGUACUGGUAGCUCUGGAGAGCUUCGAGACUUCCUCCUCUGCUCAGCGGGUGGUCUGGAUUCGCACCCAGCUCCAGAACUGGCUCUGCCUUUGCAAAAUCAAAGCGGCCAGCCGGCCAGAGGCGUCCCCCCCCCCCCCAGAACUCAGUCAAUACUGUUCUUUGGUUAUGAAACGAUUUUAGGAAUCAAUCCUUUCCCCCGCCUAACCCUCACGGCCGGCCGAAUUGCGGGAGUCCUUUUUCCUCUUCCCUGGCCUUCGUUUUUUCCUCUUCUCUGGGCCUCAUGAGGGACAGAAGCUUGAGCUUGGGGCAAAGGAAGUGUGAGACAGACACAGACACAUCCCCCUAGUUUUUGCAUCAACUCGACAUUAGGAAGAACUUUCUGCAAGAGCUGUUUGUCUGAAAAAUGUUGGCCUCUCCUUCCUCGGAGGUUUUUAAGCAGAGCUUGGAUAGCCAUCUCUCCUGGAUGCUUUAGCUGAGAUUCCUGAAUUGCAAAGGGGGUUGGGAUGGAUGACCACUGGGGUUCCCUCCCCAACCUGCCAAUGUCUCCAAAGUCCCAACUUCCUGCUGCAAAGAGCACCGGCUCUUUGAACAAACAGCGAUGGCGGUUUUGGAAAGAGAGUUUCACAUCUGCAACCUUUAUGCGCCGCGCGGCAGGGGCAGGGAGGGGGGCUGGCAUGCGCCGCAGGACUUCCUGCGCACGAGGGAGGGAGGGAUAUAUAUGCGCCUGCAUGCGCAGCCCGGCUCUCUGCCAUCCCCCCCCCCCGCAGGUCAGCUGGACAACCGUUGCCAUGGAGAGGCAGCCUUCAACCGCUGCUGGCUUGGCGGCGGAGUCGGCAGUCGCCUUGGCCCUCCGCCACCCGGCUUGCCUGGCGGCUGCUUCCCCCCACAGUUGUCAUGUGUUGCACACAGAGAGAGAGAAGACAGGGAGAGAGAGAAGGCAUUGUUGCAUGGAUGUGUGUCAGAGAGACCUGGGUUCAAACUCACAGGAGUCUUUUCCCCUGCAACUCCAAGGCUUUAAGACUCCUGCCUUCCCUCCUUUCUUUCUUUCUUUCUUUCUUUCUUUCUUUCUUUCUUUCUUUCCUUCCUUCCUUCCUUCCUUCCUUCCUUUCUUUCUUUCCUACUCUUUCUUUCUUUCCUUCCUACUUUCUUUCUUUCUUUCUUUCUUUCUUUCUUUCCUUCCUUCCUUCCUUCCUUCCUUCCUUCCCUUUCUUUCUUUCUUUCUUUCUCUCUCUCCCAUGUUUUUCUCAUCACAGUAGCACUGGCUCAUGGGUUGUGUAGUAACCCGCUUUGCUUUUUAAGGCCACAGCUCUCCCAUCGCUGCAAAACUGCACCAUGGGCUCUGUAGUGAUUUUACUUGGCUUUGGGUUUUCCUAUCGCAACGAUGCUGGCAUCUUGGGUUCUAUAGUCUUGGGCCUGCAGAGCGUUCCAAACUUUUCAUGUCGCCAACUCGCUUCUUUAGACACGCAUCCUUUCACGACACAGUAAUUCAGUUUGGCUUUGGCAAACCCAGAGGUUAAACUAACCCCCUUAUAAGAGAUACGGCUGCAGCGGUACCUAUUUAUCUACUUGCACUGGUGUGCUUUUGAACUACUAGGUUGACAGGAGCUGGGACCGAGCAAAGGGAGCUCACUCCGUCAUCGCGGGGAUUCGAACCGCCGACCUUCCAAUCUGACUGGGUUUCCCCAGCCACUCUGGGCAGCUUCCAACAAAUUAAAACACAGCAAGACAUCAAACAUUAAAACCUUCCCUCCACAGGGUUGCCUUCAAAUGUCUUCUAAAAGCCAGAUACAGCGGUAACCUUGGUUUAAAACAGCCCUGUUUACGAACUAUUCGGUUUACGAACUCCGCAAGUAGUGUCCCGGUUUGCAAACUUUACCUCGGUCUAUGAACGGAAUUCGAACGGUGGAAGGGCACCGGCAGCGGGAGGCCUCGUGAGGGAAAGGGCACCUCGGUUUAAGAAUGAUUUCAGUUUAAGAACAGACUUUCCAAACAGAUUAAAUUUGUACACCGAGGUUUACCACUGUAGUUGUGUAUUUCCUUGACAUCUGGUGGGAGGGCGCCACCACCGAGAAGGCCCUCUGCCUGCUUCCCUGUAACCUCACUUCUCUCAGGGAGGGUUCCAGCCACUGGGGUUCAGAGGCACUGCUGCCUGCAAACAUAGAGGACAAGGAAGAGCCAUCAUAGCCGGCAGCCAUUGACAGCCAGGCCUUCUCCACGAGUUUGUGAAAUCUUUGAAAGCCAUGAAGGUUGGCCGAAGCGCGUUGCAUGCUUUCACUAUGCGCAUACACGAAAGAGCCUUUUCUCUGAUCUCUGUCCUGAUUCUUCCAACCUUGCGCUUCAGGGAUGCGCUAGCAGAGAGGGAGGAGGAAACCCUUUUUCUCUCCACGUCGUGCCAUCCUUUUCCAAACCUCUCUCACGUCGCCUCUUCCUCGCCGCCUCUCUAAACUGGGAAAAACAACAACCCCAAACGUUGCGCGUUUUCCCGGACUCGCCGCACCCCCGGGAUCGUUUCGGCGGCCCAUUUCUGAACCGUUUCCAACCGAUUCCCCGGCGCACGUGGGAAAGGAAUUCGGGGGCGGGCGGGGGUUGGUGUGUGUGUCUCUCUCUGCUGCGCAAAUCUCGGGAGGGGGCGCUGCGGAGCGCCCUGGGCUCGGAGGCCGGCGGCCCUCGGAAGGCGGUGACGGCGCCCCGCGGGAGGAGGAGGAGGAGGAGAAGGACCCGUCGGUGGCCGGCGAUGUCGGACCCCGGCACUUGGGGGGCCCCGCUGGGCGCCCUCAGCCAGCGCUCCAAGAGGUAACCAAGGCGGAGGCGCGCAGCCGAGGAGCCAACGGAACGCUUCCGGGCGCAAUUACGCACCGAGCGGAGCUGCUUUUUGGAGAGGGAGGGAGGGGGAGAAGCGCCUCGCCGGAGGGAUGGGGGGGAGGUGUUGCUUGCGGAGAGUUUGUUCUCAUCAUCCCCGGGGGUGAUGUGCAUUGCACAAGCAGCCCCCCCACCCGCACGGGUGCUUUUUGGGGGACGUUCCCAGGCGCGCCAAGCUUGCAAAAAGGUUUAACAAUCACAUACCCAGAGGCGCCUCUCCUCUCUGGCCUGUGUGUGUGUGGCGGGGGCUUUUGUGCAGGAAGCCCCCCCCCCGAAAUAUCAUCUUGUACUCUAAUUUCUGGGCUGUGACUUUUUUUUAUUAAUAUAUUAUCCACCCGAAGGUCUUCAUCUCCUUUGUGUUUUCUCUCUCUCGUUGAGAAACAGGUUGGCUGUUUCCCCUCCUUCCUCUCCCGCCUCCCCCCCCCCGUUAAUCUGUGUGCGCUUGUACAGAUUAGGACAUAAUCCCCUGGGCCAGAUUGCGAGGAGGGGGCGGGGCUGGUUUGGACCUGGAGCAUCCGAGGUCACCGAUCUCCUUUGGUGCUCCAACUUCCUUUCCCCUUCUCACCCCACCAAAAAAAGGCAAUGUGAGGUUUAAGGGGGAAAUUCUUUCCCCAAACUCCCAAUUUGUGUCCUAAAAUGAACCCUGGAUCAUUGGUGCGGGGGGGGGGGCGAUUUUUCUCGGGUGAGAUGCAAGGCUGGUUCCUGACUCAAGCUCCAAGGAUGUGGAGGGGGGGCAGAAUUCCAGGAAUGUGGUGGGAAAAGAGACGACUUUCAAGGGUGGCCCCUCUGCUGCUGGAAGCAGGAAUGAGGUCCAGUCGCUGCUUUUCGCUGGUUGAACUGGUUGGCCACUCUGAGGACAUGGAACCUGACUGGAUGGGACCCCCCCCCUUGGGUCCUGAUCCAGCAGCCAAGCUCUUCUCGGUUGCUUAGGAUUCCUCAGUGGCGCCUCUCUGAGCAAGGGCAGUCUAUCCUAGGACGGUGGAGACGCGAGGCUUUUUUUUGCUCUCUUGGUGGUUUCCCUUUGGGUGGCCAAGGUGAGGACAGGAUUUUGGGCCAGGCAAGCGCGCCUUUGGGCCUGAUCCUGCUGCCACAGGGGGCUCCUCCUAGGUUCUGACCCGCAGCUUAAAAAAGGUAUUGGAUCAGUUCAGUGGUUUUCAGUGGCCGCAUUGACUGCAUUCUCAUAUACAGUGUUACUUCAGGUUACAUACGCUUCAGGUUGCAGACUCCGCUAACCCAGAAAUAGUGCUUCAAGUUAAGAGCUUUGCUUCAGGAUGAGAACAGAAAUCGGGCUCCAGCGGCGCGGCAGCAGCAGGAGGCCCCAUUAGCUAAAGUGGUGCUUCAGGUUAAGAACAGUUUCAGGUUAAGAAUGGACCUCUGGAACAAAUUAAGUACUUAACCUGAAGUACCACUGUGUGUAUGUGUGUGUGUGUGUGUGUGUGUAUGUAUAUAUAUAUAUAUACAUAUAUAUAUACAUAUAUAUAUAUGUAUGUAUAUAUGCAGUAUAUGUUUUUAUUUGAUUUUAAAACGUAUAAGCAUAUAACAAAAUCAAUUAAAAACCCAUAAAAUGCUCAGAAUCUCAAGACUUCCCCCCCACAACUCUUAAUAACAAUGUUUAAAACUACAUAUGUCAGUUCAUAUCCAGAUUUUUCCAUCGGUCUGAAUUGUCCAUAGCUUUUGUUACUUUGCAAGGGUGGUUAAAACCCUGCUAAUGUUUUCACCGGGCCACAAUGGUCUUGUAAAUAAAUGUGUUCUCCAUUCACUGUCAAGGCAGUAGAUGCAGAACUGCACUUGGCUCUGACUUUUGGGCGUUUGAUCGGUCACAGUGAGGCAAGGGCACGAACAGGAAUAUUUGGGGGGGGGCAGGUAAGACCCGACCCACAUAACUGACCGCAAGAUGUGGCGCACGAUCGCCAUGCAAAUGGCAAUGCCCAUCAACUUUGGGUAUCAGUGUGGCCCCCUCAAAUAAUUUAUCAGAGGAGAGGCGAAGGGACUUCGGCCCCUAGGAGCUAGUCUGCUGUGCUGUGAGGACAGGUCUGGAUGAGACCCUUUUGGCCGGAUCCAGCUGCUGCAGGGCUUUCCUUUUGCGACAGAAAAAGGAGGCAAAUAUAGAUUGUAUCCGAGAGAGCGCUGUAAACACCUGAACUCCCUGGCCAGGCUUUGAAUAACUCUUGCGAUGUUGCAAAGACUUCGGAUAUAUUGGAGAAGACUAUUCAAAUGAGCUAUAAUAUGCAGUUGAUUAAGAUAUUUAAAGGACCCACAGAGGGGAGGAGGGAAAUCUGAAGAUUCGGAAGAAUCCUUGUUCUGUUAUGAAAUGUAAUUGUGUUAAAUGUGUGCGGUUUGUUUUGUAAAACCAGUAAAAACCGUUUCGAAAAGAAGAGGAAAAAGGAGGCUAUUCGCACCGUGCGCAGCUCCACUAUGGGGCGAGAUUUAGCGAUGGGCAUCAACUUGGAUGACUCUAAAAAGGAGAUUAUACAAAUCCAGGGAGGAUCUGUGGCUUCUGGCCAAUGGCUGUGUUGUUGCUGGAAAUGCCUCUGAACGAUGAUGCGCUAAGGUCCGGGUUUCGGGCUUCCGUUUUGGGGCAUCUUAGCGGACACUGUGAGGACAGGAGUGGGGGCCGGAUGCCCUGAUCCAGCUACUGCGGGACUCUCCUUACCUUCGCUUUGGGGGGGAGGGAAAAUAAAGGGGGCACACUUGCCCCAUGGAGCUACCAUCCCUUUUGGACGUAGAUCAGUGUUCGAAUUUCGCCAGGCGCAUUUUGCACCUGGCCGUCCGCCCCUUGCAACCGAGUAAAGAUUCCCAGGUGGCUUGACGUCUCUGCCAUUUUGGGGGUCCUUGGAUCUGGACCGUUUUCGCACACUAAUACCUCCCCGUCCUGUAGAAUUCCAUCCCUUCUAUUUUAUCCGCGUGGUCGGAAUGGAUUUCAGGAACCGUAUUGAAAAAUAGCGACCCACAAAUCCGGCCCACAAAUGGCAAGGAGGCGUUCCACUUUGCCAACCGGAACCCUGGUUUAAGGAGCCAUUUAUCUGAGUCUCUAAUGCUUUUAAGAUACUCCCACCUUCAUCAAGGUGAAAUAAUAAUAAUAGUAGUAAUAAGUUUAUUAUUUACACUCCGCCCAUCUGGCUGGGUAUCCCCAGCCACUCUGGGCGGUUCCCAACAGAAUAUUAAAAACACGGUAUAACAUCAGUCAUUAAAAAGCUUCCCUAAAGAGGGCUGCCUUCAGAUGUCUCCUAAAAGUCAUAUAGUUCUUUAUCUCCUUGACAUCUGAAGGGAGGGCGUUCCACAGGGCGGGUGCCACCACUGAGAAGGCCCUCUGCCUGGUUCCCUGCAACCACACUUCUCGCAGGGAGGGAAUCGCCAGAAGACCCUCGGGAGAGGGACCCCGGUGUCCGGGGUGGAGACGCUCCUUCAGGUCUACUGGGCCGUUUAGGGCUUUCAAGGUCAGCACCAACCCUUUGAACUGUUCUCUUCCCAUCUCUGCCAUAUAGAAAACUCGCUGCGUCCUAAAAAUUUGCUGCUGUCCCCCUUGGGGCUUUGGGGCUGCUGCUUCCACCUCUGAGUUCAUCCUCCGGCCCAAACAUCUCCCCUCCAAAGUAAGCCCAAUGGCGUUCUGUUGGGACUUACACCUGGGUCAAAGGUUCUAGGAUCCGGGUCGUAAUAUUUUAAAAUAAGUUAAACCAAAGGCUUUUGGGGCUGAGCCGCUGAAGCCUUGUCUGGCUCUGUUUUGCAGCGACUGGGAACUUCCUUUUUGGUUUUGAAUCGGCGGCGGAUCCUUUCGCAAGCGAAGUGUCUCCGCGCCACAAGCGGAAGAGGUGGCUGUGCCUCUCUCUUUGCAGCCGGGCCUCUGCCCCUUAAUUCCUUUUCUUUUACACUCCCCUCUGUGAGAAAUUUAAACUGCCAAACUCCCCUCCCCUCCUCUUUUUUUGGCUAAGUCUCCAUACACAGCAUACUUUUAAAGCACUAGUCUUCCCCCAAAAAGAAAGCCCUGGGAACUUUAGUUUCAGGGUGCUGGGAAUUGUAGCGGCGCGAGGGAUAAACUGCAAUUCCCGGUAUUCUUUUUCUUUAAAGGCACAGCUCAACGUUGGCUUUGAGAUGUGAGGUUGGUUUUCGUUCUAUACGGAAGUCUUUGUUUUGGAAAUCACCAUUCUCCUUUUGAACAAGCGGAGCCUGUUUUUUUACUCCUCUGUUGUGAAAUUGAGGCGGUCCGUAAAUGGAACUGAAAGGGAAUAAAUUGGCGAUCGAUUAAUCGGCAAAUCCCGCGGUUGGGAGCGAGGAGGGGGCUGCUCUCGGGGGCUGCUAGCUCUCCAAGCUCGGAGGCAGUGAUGCUUUUUUGAACUGGGAAAGAGCCGAGUUCGAAUCCCCACACGGCCCUCGGAAACCAGCCGCUGCCUCUUCUCAGCCUAGCCUACCUGGCAGGGCCGUUGUGCGGAUUAAGAACGAGGAGGCGCAGAACCAACACCCUUAAUUUCCUCGGCCGAUGAACGCGAUUGAGGAGCAGGGCGUGGUGUGGGAGGCAGCAAAACCGCACUUUGGAAACAUGGGCUCGGUACGUUGGCAACCCUCGGGAGCAGAAGCGCCGGGGCCGGCCUAUGCAUUUGGCAGCGGCUGCUGCUGCUUUUGCCCCCGAAGCAACUGGGAUCCGCUUGUGUGUGUGAGAGGCCAAGAUCCGCAGAGGAAGAGCCUCCGUUUCCUGUUUGCGCGGCUGACGAGAAAAGGCCCUGGCAGCUGCUGUGCUCUGUGCAACGGAGCCGAUUUGAUCUUCCCUCUUUUCGCCUUCCUCCAAAUGUCGGGAAGGGGCUGCGUGGCUCAGUGGUUAGAGCGCAUGAUUCUCUUUAUAAUAAGAAUACAUUUUUAUUUGUAUCCCGCCCUCCCCGCCCAAAGCCGGGCUCAGAGCGGCUAACAAUAGGUAAAAAUAGCACAGCAUACACAAAAUCACACUGUCUAGUAAUUAAAACACAUUCUAGAAUCAAUUCAGAAUCAAUUCAGAAUCAAAUUAAUGGCAAACAUCGGGUUAGAGUUUAUAUAAAUUAAAAUAACCUUUAUUGUACAUCAAUUAACUUCAGUUUACAUAUAACAUUUAGCAUACGAUACACACUACACACACUUCAACAAACUGGAAACCCAGCCAGAUGGGCUGGGUAUAAAUAAUAAAUUAUUAUUAUUAUUAUUAUUAUUAUUAUUCAACAUAGUUACACCACAAACACCAACUUCCAGUUCUCCUCAUUGUGUCGUUUUACAUUUUGCUGAUCUGUACACAAUUCAUUGUCGUCGUCUUCCUUUCCCGUUUAUUACGAAGAAGAUUUUAUUGUAUACUUCCUCUGUCUUUCAAGAUUCAUUCUAGGUCUGCCAGGGGAUGGAUACUAUUGCAGUCGUUUUUAAUAUAUUCCUUAAAUACUGCCCAUUCUUUAUUGACUGAACGUCGCUCAUCUUCUCCCUGUCAUCCCUGUGAGUUGUAAAUAUUCUGUCAUUUUCGCCUGCCAUUCCGUUUUGGUGGGGAUGUUAUCGCCUUUCCAAUUCUUUGCUGUUAAAAUUAAAAGGGGAAGGGGAGCAAACGCUUUGGGUGCAAAAUGGGGCUUGGGUGCCAAUUCUGCCCAGGGCCGGAACCCGCAGGGAGCCUCUGCGUCCCGUCGGUUUCCUGUGCGCCCGACUUCCCCCUUCCCUUCUCCCCACCGGCAGUUACAUAACCGGACAACGGCCGGCUCUGCUUGCCCUGGGGUGCCCUCAGCACCCUGUGAUGUAACCGGGCAUCGGGCCAGAGACGGGCAUCUUGCAGAAAGUUAGGGUGUUGGGGUUCUAGUCCGUUUGUUCUGUUCUAGUCUAGCUGUGGGUUAAACCACAGAGCCUAGGACUUGCCGAUUGGAAGGUCGGCGGUUCGAAUCCCCGCGAUGACGGGGUGAGCUCCCGUUGCUCGGUCCCUGCUCCUGCCAACCUAGCAGUUCGAAAGCACCUCAAAGUGCAAGUAGAUAAAUAGGUACCACUCCGGCGGGAAGGUAAACGGCGUUUCCGUGCGCUGCUCUGGUUCGCCAGAAGCGGCUUAGUCCUGCUGGCCACAUGACCCGGAAGCUGUACGCCGGCUCCCUUGGCCAGUAAAGCGAGAUGAGUGCUACAACCCCAGAGUUGGCCAUGACUGGACCUAAUGGUCAGGGGUCCCUUUACCUUUAGUCUAGCUGUGGUCUAAACCACAGAGCCUAGGACUUGCUGAUCAGAAGGUUGGCGGUUCGAAUCCCCGCAAUGACGGGGUGAGCUCCCGUUGCUCGGUCCCUGCUCCUGCCAACCUAGCAGUUCGAAAGCAUGUCAAAAGUGCAAGUAGAUAAAUAGGUACCACUCCGGCGGGAAGGUAAACGGCGCUUCCAUGCGCUGCUCUGGUUCGCCAGAUGCGGCUUAGUGACCCGGACAAACUGUCCGCAGACAAACGCCGGCUCCCUCGGCCAAUAAAGCGAGAUGAGCGCUGCAACCCCAGAGUCAUCCACGACUGGACCUAAUGGUCAGGGGUCCUUUACCUUUUUAGUCCAUUUGACUUCUGAAAUGUCUGGAAACCAAGGCGCAGCUUCUGAUUGGCGCAGGCGCCCCGGAAACGAUAGCCGACAGCUGCGUCAGGCUUCCAGAAAAACGUUUGAAAACCGGAGCACUCACUUCCAAGUUUUCGGCGUUUGAGAACCAAGGCGUUGGGGAGCUAAGGCAUUUGGGAACCAAUGUACCACUGUAUAUUAAAAAAACCCCACAGAAUUAUUUACAGGCAAUGUAAUUCUCAGCAGGGAGACCUUGAUUCCAAUCUCAAUCGUAGCUCCAGGCGCCACUGUUGGACUGUUGAAAGCUGCCGUCACCAAUUGCUUUUCAACAUUAGGUGUUAAUUUUGAUUUUUAUAUUUUCAGGCAGGGUCUUUAGUCAGGGGAGUGUAUUUUUCCACGAGUUUGCAGACAUUAUCACUGCCAGUUGUUUUGAUUAUUUUCAUUAUCUCGGACACAGAUGUUCUCGGGUGUGAAAGACCCCGGGACUUACAGGCAUAGGGCGGUUCGCACAUUUAAUUAAUUGCCAUUUGCUUUAAUUAUUUUAUGUGGCUUGGACACAGAUGUGUUUGGAUCCCUUGACAGCUCCUAAUAAAACACCCUUUUGAAUAAUUAUUAAAAUGUAUCUUGUGAUUUUAUAUUGGAACUUUGCUGAGAACCACCCUGCGACUUACGGGCAGUGGAAUAGGGGUUUGAAAUUUACAAAUUCUGGCCGAAAGCUAGGAACCUGGGUAGACUGCCUGUGCAGCUGGAGGUUCCAUUAUUAUUAUUAUUAUUAUUAUUAUUAUUAUUAUAUAUGUGAAGGGUGCUGACAGCUGCCUCUCUGGGGGUGGGGUCUCCCCCCUGAAAUAACCCUUGCCAUUAACCCUCGCGUGUCUGUCUUUGCUUCCAGCUGCCGACGGAGCAACCGGAAAAGUUUGGUGGUGGGGACCCCAUCGCCCACCCUUUCCCGCCCCCUCUCCCCGCUUUCGGUGACGACAGGUAAGCUGGGUGCAGAAAGCGGGGGCACCCGAGGGCUCCUCCUUGUCCCCCCCAAAAAAUUCUGUUUAUUUAUCCUAUCCAUCAGCAACAUUAUCCCUGUCGCAGGAGCGCCAAGUUUCAUUGCGUUAUGCUUCUCACAGCAUUUUUAAAAAAUUAACCUUUCUUGAUUGAAAAUCAACACACAGCAAAAGUUUUAAACAAGAAAAAACAGAACAAAAGAAGCACAAUGCAUCUCUUCCAAAGAAAACUGGAGAGAGAGAAAAGGAUGUCUCUGUUUUCGCCGGAGAAAUGUUUAAGGGUGUGGAAUAGGACGUCCCUGUUUUGUGUAUAAAUCCGAAAAGUAUAAAUUUAAAAAUGGCAGAAAAAUAGAUUCCUGAGAGCAGGCCUCUGUAUAAAACACCCAGGAGCCUCUAUCACCUUAUGAGGAGUUUUAGAGCUGGAAGGGCACCCCUGUGGUCAUCUAUCCCAACCCCGAGCAAGCGCAGCUAAGGACGGUUUGUUUUUUCCCCCCUCUCUGCAGCCAGCAGCAGCAGCCCCCUCGACAGCCCCCGAAACUUCUCCUCCGGCACGUCGGCCAGCUUCCCCUUUGCCCGCAGGUAGGAGUCCCGCCCGCCAGGGGUGGCGUUGGCCGAAGCGAGUCUGCAGGGCGGCAGGCUGCAGAACAACUGGGUUUGGGGAGGGAGAAACGCGGCUGGUGAAACUGGAGGGGGGGGGCCUUUCCCCAGUCCCAUCCGGAGCCUGAGCCUGGGGGUCUUUCGGCUGCUCUAACCACUGAACCAUCCUUCCCCAAACAGCAGCUUUGCUCUCUCUCUUCCCCUUUCCCCUUUCUGCCACUCUUUUCACGGGUUGGGAGAUUCCAAACUUGGGGAGAUUCCAAACUUUCCGGGCAUUGCCUUCAUCGGUUCUUUCGCCGGGUUGGGAUGGAUGGCCUUUGGGGGUCCCUCGCGACUCGGCAAAUCCCUUCUGCUAAAUGCAAAGGCGUAUCCCGAAUUUGGGAAGGGAGGGUCUUGGAAGAAAGGUACCUUGCUUCCGUUUUGAAGUCUCACCUUUUGCCUCUUGGCCGCGCCUCUCUCUCUCUCUCUCUCUCUCUCUCUCUGUCUUCCUCUCCCCAAAUUUCUCUUUUUCCGGAUGACGUGCCACCAAUUCCUGGCCCAGCCAUGCUCCUCGGACCGACAGGUGAUUGGCGUUUCCAAAACCACUUUAUUCGUCGCCAGCCACUCCGGAAAUGAACUUUAUAGAUCCCGCUCCUCCGAGGUGGAAGGAGUUCCUAUCAUUUAAUCAUGGAGGAGCGGCGGCUGGAGUUAUUGGAGAGGAUACUCUGGAUUAGAGAAAAACUGAAAACGAGGGAACCCCUCUUGCGCUUUUUGCGUAGAAGGGAAAACGAAGUGAUCUAUUUCGGGAUUUUCUAACCAAGUAGAUCAGUUAGGAUCAGGUCGGAGUGGCUGGGGAAACCCAAUCCGAUGGGUGGGGUGCAAAUAAUAAAAUUAUCAUUAUUAUUGAGUGAAUGUUUGGAAUCCUUUCUUUUAUGUAACAGAAAGGCAGAAAAGUCCUUUAUUUUUCUCUGUUUGCUUCUUCUGCUUUUUUCGUUUUCCAGUUUUGUUUUCCCCCCUCUUUGCUUUUAUUCGGAUCGGUUUCUCUUCUCGUUGCAUGAAAAAGCUUUACUGAAACCACUCGCUCGACUGCCCUCCUUUUUCCCUUUCCAGGGCUGACGGCCGAAGGUGGUCUCUGGCCUCCUUGCCCUCCUCCGGCUAUGGCACCAACACCCCCAGCUCCACCGUCUCAGUAAGUGGGUCUUUUCUUCCUGCAGCGGGGAGUUCCGCAGGUGUCAGCCCACAGCGCUGCCGGGAUCUCUUUGCUUUUUGGGUGGGGUUAGACACGCAGCCGAGACCUAAAAUGGCGGAAUUGGAAGGCACCCCUGUUUAUUUAUUUGUUUUUCUCAUUUCUAUACCGCUUUAUAUUUUUAAGAAAAAACCUCAAAGCGGUUUACAGCGUAUUAAAUCAAUAAAACACCCCUGAGGACAGAAUAGGAAAUAAAAGAAAUGUCAAAAAGUGGGAGUCUUUUCUCGCUACUGCCAGGAAUGUUAUUUCACUUUGGGGGCCGCAUUUAGCACUUUAGCAAAGCUCUUGAGGGCCGGAGGCAAAAAACCUCAAAAAACGGGCGUGCAAAUAUUGGCAGGCUCGUUUCACAGCCAGCCUGCUGUCUCCCUCCUCCAUCCAGGCGAGCAAUGGGGCAUGAGCAGAGUGCGAGGAGGGUGUGGAUCGGGGCCAGUGAGGGGGAGUGGCCUGGGCAGAGGGGGCGUGGCCUAGGGAAGGGGCGUGGCCUGGUUAGAGGAUCCGUUGGCCAGGUAGAAAGAGAGGGUCCUGUUUGGGGGGCCACACCGGGUGGCCCCUGCGAGGGCCCGAUCCGCCCGCUACAGGGCUCUCCCUACGUCCUGCAUAGAAUUGUAGGCUUGGACGGGGACCCCCAGCGGCCAUCCAUUCUGACCCCCUGCAAUGCAGGAAUCUCAGCUAAUGCAUCCACCAUGGCCAGCCACCCAACCUCUGCUUGGAAACCUCUGUCCGCCAGAAAGCUUUCCCUGCCGUUGAGCCAUAGUCUCCUCUCCUGCCACUCAAAGCCACGAGUUCGAGUCCUGACCCUCCUCCGUAGAGCAGGAGGAAAGAUGACUCCCCUAUCGCAUCCUGUAGAAAAAAGACAGCCGCGGAACCGAGAAAUUACACAAAUCAAAUGAAAUACCGUGAAAAUCCCUGAAACGAGAAGUAAUUGACUAGAAAGAUUAUCUUAUAGAAAUAACUAAAUAACAAAAACAAUAAAAAGGUUUAAGGGGAAAAAUUAGAAAAGUCUAGAAUUCUACAAAGCCUUAACGGGAUGCCGGCUACAAACCUCGUUUCACUAUUCAGUUUCCUCAGAAGGAAAUAGAAAAAUCGUAACUCAAAGGUACAGUUUCUGAUACUAAGUUUACGAAAAAGGUUUGAAAACCUAAAUGGCAAGUUUUAGACACAGCCCAACUUGAAGAAAGCCAAACGCAGGAAUAAAGAAUUGAGAAAACUCUAAUACUAUUGCCUUUACAAAAAGGUUUUAAAAACCUAAAUGGCACAAAUUCAAAGGAAGGAAUAGAAAACAGAUUUUAAACGAACUCAAGAACAGGUCUGAAACUCUCAUGGUGUAGAUGUUACUGCUGAUGAUCUUAUUUCGAUAAGAUCGUAUUUCUAGUCCAUUACUUCUCGUUUCAGGGAUUUUCACUGUAUUUCGUUUGUUUUGUGUAACUCCUAUCGCAUCCCGGCUUCUGUUUUUUCCUCUGCCCUCCCCGUUCUCAGUCUUUCCGCUCGCUCCUCCGUCCCGAGGACGGCGAUUCAGAUUUUCCGUGUGGGUGAUGGGUGGCUGAGCACCCAAAGGUGCCCCUGAUCUCAUCGCCCGCCUCCUCCUCCUCCUCCUGACGCCUGGCCUUCUCUUUAUCUCUCUCUCUCUCUAGUCCUCCUCCUCCUCCUCUCAGGAGCGCCUCCACCAACUCCCUUACCAGCCCACGCCCGACGAACUCCAUUUCCUCUCCAAACAUUUCCGCAGCACCGAGAGCGUGGCGGCCGAAGACGGGCGACGCUCGCCCUACUUCCGGCCCCGAUCCCGGAGCCUCAGGUAGGAGACGCUUCCGAACCGCCGGCUCCGAUUUUUAGGGGGCGGCUGGAAUGGAGUGAGCGGUGUAAGGUUUGCAGCGUUGGCUGUUCAGAAGAGGCUUCCUCGACCUUCGGCCCUUUUGGCCUACAACUCCCAUGAUCCCUAGCUAGCAGGACCAGCGGUCAGAGAGGAUGGGAAUUGUAGUCUCAAAACAUCUGGAGGGCCGAGGUUGAGAAUAUAAGAGAUUAAGGACAUGCGUUAAUUAAGUGUAAAAUAAUGGAACCAGGGAGGGGAGGGGAGGGAAGUCAAUCAAGACUUAUGCUUUAAAUUUUUGAAUGUGAUUAUUGGAUUUGGGGGGAAGUUAUUAUAAAAUCAAUAAAUUGUGUGUGUGUGUAGAGGAAUGGAGUGAGCGGCGAAGGGCUAAAGGGGAGGAGACGCAAGUUCAGAGGCCAUGCAAGAGUCUGCGCCCUUUGUAACUUUAUCAUCUUUUAUUACUAUCAUGAUCAUCAUCAUUGCUGUUCUCUUCCUGAAAUUAUCCCAGAUCUGUAGCUAAAAACGAGCGGCGGCUGCUUUUCCUCCUCCAACCGCGUCCCUUUUCCUUUCGUGCCCUGUCUUCUUCCUUCCUUUGUUCCCGUCUACCAGCUGCUUCUCACGAAGCCGUUCCGUAGCGAAAGCGCCAGCGGUGAAAACGAUGGGAAUCAAUUUGAUCUGCAUGUUUUCUUAUUAGGGAUAUAUAUAUAUAUAUAUAUAUAUAUGUUUUAAAAUACAAAAUUAUAAAACAUACCACACAAUUUAUCACAAAUACAUUCUCAUUGGACUUCCAUCAGCACCUCUGAUAAUCCUCCGUCUUAUUCACUUCUUACGCAUUUCCUAACUUAAUGUUGCCUUUAUGUUUUUAACAUAUCCCGUCUCCUUCUUCAUUUUUCCAAUAUUUCUAAUGUUAUUCCUCACAGAGCUUCUUGCAUACCUACAAACGUCGUCUGGUCAUCGCAAAUACUUUUCAAAUAAUCCGUGUUUUCUUAUUAGUUUUGUGUCAUUAAUGAUUUUAUUACGAUGGUUUUAUUCACGAUGUCCCGUUCUACGCGAGGGGGCGGGAAACCCGACUGCGAUAAAUUGUAUUGAAUUCAUUUGGAAAAAGGAAUAAAAAAGAAUUUUGCGAAAGAGAAGGCUGGAGGGUUUGCGGCCGAGAUUUCUGGUGCGGUUGGGGGUUUUGUUUGUCAAUUUUUCACCCCCCUUUCUCCCCCCGUCCUCCGCAGCCCCGGCCGGACGAGCGGGACGUUCGACAACGAGAUUGUGAUGAUGAACCACGUCUACAAGGAGAGGUUUCCGAAGGUCAGUAAAAGCGCCGUCCCGUAAUCCGGCGCCAUUCGAACUCGGGUCUCGGCCGGGAAAAGUGGGGUAGGCCUCUCUUUCUGGCCCCCUCUGUUUCGGAGGGUGUCCCACCCACCUUGUCCUGUCCCCCCGCCCCACCCCAGGCCACGGCGCAGAUGGAGGAGCGUCUGGCGGAGAUGAUUGCCAACUUAUCGCCCAGCAACACUUUGCCGCUGGCCGACGGCGUCUUGGGCUUCAUCCACCACCAGAUCAUCGAGUUGGCGCGCGACUGCCUCUCCAAGUCGCGGGGGGCCCUCGUCACCUCCCGCUACUUUGCCGAGCUGCAGGAGAAGCUGGAGAAGAUGCUCCGAGACGUGAGUGGGACCCUCAGCGGUCAUCCAUCCCAACCCGCUGGAAGGGCAGGAAUUGCUGGCGGAGGGAACCCCCUCCCCAAACCUCUCUAAUAAUAAUAAUAAAAAUAAAAAUUAUUUAUAUCCCGCCCUCCCCAGCCGAAGCCGGCCUCAGGGCGGCUAACAACAAUAAAAUAGUACAGAAUUCUAAGAUCAUUCAUUACAAAGUUAAUUCAAAAUUCUAAGGCUUAUUUCCCCUAAUUUGAUUUUUGAAUUUUAUUGUUAUUCAUGUUUUUAUACUGCUUUUAUAAUUAAGUGUUUUAAAUUUGUCAUCAGCCACCCUGAGCCUGGUUUUUGAACCGGGAAGGGCGGGGUAUAAAUACAAAUUUAUUAUUAUUAUUAUUAUUAUUGUUAUUAUUAUUAUUAAAACAAACCUAGAAGAGUUGGAAGGGACUUCCGAUAUCUUGGGUUUCUACGCUGCAAGCCGCCCCGAAAUCUACUGACAGAGGGCGGUCUGCAAAUUUAUUAUUAUUAAUAUUAUUAUUAUUAUUAUUAUUAUUAAUAACAUUCCAGUCCUUGGAAGGGAAAGUUUGGGUAGAAACAGCAUAAAUGAAUGAAACGAAUAACUCGCCAGGUAGCAGGACAAAGCGAGAGUUUGGCGAGGUUUAUUGGGAAAACGACUCGGGAAAAUUAAAAGCAGCGAGAGGCCAAAAUAGACGCAACCGUUUUGUAUUUAUUUUUUGUAAACGUGAUUUUAAAAAUGGCGGCUGCUGAGGCCCUGUUCUCCCUCUGGUCCUCCUCCUCCAGGCCCAGGAGCGCUCCGAGAGCGAAGAGCUGCGCUUUGUGGAACAGCUGGUCCGGAAAUUCCUGAUCAUCAUCUCCCGUCCGGCUCGGCUGCUGGAGUGCCUGGUAAGGAGAGUCGCUCGAACCCGCAGCCGGCCGGCUGUUAAUCGAAGGGGGCGCGCUUUUUUUUCCUCCUCCCUCCUCCUCGCUUCUCCCUUGCGUGUGGCGCGCAUUUUGCACAGAUGGGGGCGGUCAAAGGGGAAAACGCGUCGGAUUUUGUCUUGUAUUAUCUUGUGCACUGUGGUUUGCUGUUGUUUUAUGGAUUGGAGUUUAGAAAUUACUUAUUGUAACUGUUGAGCGGAUUUCUGUUUAAUUCUGAAAUGCUGAUAUUUAAUAUUAUUCUAUGUUGUUUUAAAAGAGAGGUAGAGCUGGGUGUCAUCCGCAUACUGAUGGACCCCCAGCCCAAACCCCCUGAUGAUCUUUCUCUCCCUUCCUCCUUCCCUUCUUCCCUCUCCUCCUUUUGUGGCAGGAAUUUGACCCGGAAGAGUUCUACCACCUCUUGGAAGCCGCCGAAGGACACGCCAAAGUCGGCCAGGGGAUCAAGACCGAUAUUCCAAGAUAUAUCAUCAGCCAGCUGGGCUUGGCCAAAGACCCUCUGGAGGGUGAGGAUUUGGGGCGGACGGGGACCCCGAUUUUCAGGUGGAAGGCGUGGGGUGAGGUGGGAACUAUCCAGGGCCGGAUUUCGGUUUGAUGCGGCCCUCAGCUCCUGAAGGGAACGGGGCCCUUUCUAUGUCCAGCUGUCCUUUGUCCACAACAAAUUGCCGCUGUUUUUUGUGUUGAAUAUAUGCUAUAUCAGGCAUGGCCGAACUCGGCCCUCCAGAUGUUUUGGGACUACAUCUCCUAUCAUCCCUGACCACUAGCUAGGGAUGAUGGGAGUUGUAGUCCCAAAACAUCUGGAGGGCCGAGUUUGGCCCUGCCUGCUAUAUGGUCAUUGAUGGACCAAAUAGAUAUCUCAAGCCAUUGGCACAUGGCAAAAGAUGUGCUGUAUUUUCCGCACUUGACCAUAAGACUCACCAAGUUUUUAGAGGAGGGAAACAAGAAAAAAAAUCUAUUCUGAACGAGACAGUGGAUGUAGGAUUUUUGUGGUUCAUGCUGUGGCCACAGAUGUGUGAGUUUGGGGUGGGACGCGGGUGGCGCUGUGGGUUAAACCACAGAGCCUAGGACUUGCCGAUCAGAAGGUUGGCGGUUCGAAUCCCCCCGACGGGGUGAGCUCCCGUUGCUCGGUCCCAGCUCCUGCCCACCUAGCAGUUCGAAAGCACGUCAAAGUGCAAGUAGAUAAAUAGGUACCGCUCCGGCGGGAAGGUAAAUGGUGUUUCCGUGCGCUGCUCUGGUUCGCCAGAAGCGGCUUAGUCCUGCUGGCCACAUGACCCGGAAGCUGCACGCCGGCUCCCUCGGCCAAUAAAGCGAGAUGAGUGCCGCAACCCCAGAGUCGGUCACAACUGGACCUAAUGGUCAGGGGUCCCGUUACCUUUACCUUUAAUGCAAAAAUCCUGAGGAUCCAAGUGGAUCUGUGCCUUGUAACUACGUUUUUGCACCAUUGCGGCCCCAGGCAACAGUGGGUGCGUGGUUAUUUUGGUGCAGGUGUAGCCAUGGACAUGCUGUGGGAUCUGAUGGUGAAUUUGGGGUGACCCAGUGCAAAACUCCUGAGGAUCCAGGGGCUUUUACCUCCUUCUGCCAGGCAGCCUCCUUUAUCUCUAGCGUCCCUUAUCUCCCUCCCGAUCGCUUACCGAUCAGCUGCUUCCUUUCCCUCUUGUUUGCCUUAGUGUCUUCUCCUUAGCUGGAGCAGUUUUUCGCUCCUCUUUUUCUUCUCAUUUCUCUCCUCCUUCGUAAGGGGCGCCUGGGGUCAUCCAGUCCAACUCCCUGGCAAGGCCCAAGGCGGAACUCGAACCCGCCACCCUGCGAUCGAGGAUCCCGUGCCCUGCCCGAGAAACUGUCCGCUUCGCAGCUUCCCUGGAAUUUAUUUGAGGGCGGGGACAGAGGGUUGAUUCCUGUUUCUUUCUCUCUUCCCCUCCAGAAAUUGUUCAGCUGGAUCAGGUAGACUGCGGCUCCCUGGCGGGAUCAGAGCACCCGGGCGACUUCUCUGAGGUGAGACCAGCCCUCUCCCCCCACUGAUAUCGUAGAACCGUAGGAUUCUACAAUAUCGGGAGGGACCCCGAGGGUCAUCCAUUCCAACCCCCCCGCGAUCUUUUGCCCAAGGUAGAACUCGAACCCAAGACCUUGAGACGAAGAGCCUGUCUCAAGCGGGUUUGGAGGUGGGUGGGCAGUCUUGACCCGGUUCCAGGCUUGGGUGUAGCAAAUAAGAGCUAUAUUAAUGUUAUUUUGUGAACUGAGACUUGUGGGUUUAGGGCUGAAAGAAUAAAAUAAAUAGAAUAAAAAGAAUAAAAUAAAUAUAUUUUUAUUGUACACACAAGAAUAUUUGUUUAAAAGAAAAAGGGCUGUGUAUUUGUCGGAAAACUCAGACAAUGGCGAUGCGUCACUACAAUGGGGGCUGCGUGACGACAGCCUUACGUUUCCCUUUAUAUAGGAGAGAUAUAUGUAUCUCCCUACUAUAUACAUGGAAAGGUAAGGCUGUCGUCACACAGCCCCCACUGUAUACAUGCACACACACAUAUUUUUAAAUGUAUAAAGGCCGUCAAAUGAAUCCUAAUGCCUUGCCUUCCUCUUCUCCUUCCUCUCAGAGCCGCCCUCCUUCCGCCGUUCCUCGCAGGAACCCGUGCGAGAGCGAUUUCGAAACCGUCAAGCUGAUCAGCAAUGGAGCCUACGGGUGAGGGGUUUAUUUAUUUCCCUUUAAUGUUUUCCGUUUCGCAACCGGGUGUCUCUAAUGGGAUAUUGCUGGAGACAUUUUUCUGGGUCAUCUGGGUAGGGGAGCGGCAGCGAGAGCCGUGGUCCGGGUUCGAAUCUCGGCUCUGGCCACUCGCUCUGCCUUGCAGGCUUGUCGUGGAACGGCUCAAAUUCCCCACUCGCCUUCGGAUCUAGUCCCUUUUUCUCCCCGCCUGGCCUACUUCGCAGGGUUGUUUUUGCUGAAGGCCAAACGCUUCCCGCCCCUGUUUUGUCUCUCCUAAACAACCCCCCUGUCCAGUUUAAAUACCUUAUUGAAAUUCAGAAAUAACAUACACAAUAGACCAUCGUGAAAACCGUCGUGUACUAAUAAUCUUAUAUAAAUUAAAUUAAAAUUAAAUUUAUACAAUUUGUUUUUUGCUCGCCUGAUGUGAAUCUUUUUCCUUUUGUCCACUUACUGUAUUUAUUUCCCCGGAUUUGAUCGAUAAAACGGUGGUUUCCGUGAGUCAAAAUGAGAGCACCCCUAAAUGUUUUUCCUUUUUUAAGAAAAAAAGCACCGUUUCAGUGAAUCCACCCCAUUAAACGCACCUUCCCUCGAUUUCGCUGGCCGUUCAUCCUCCUUCUAUCUCUCUCUCUCUGCCUCUGCUCCGCCCACUAGGGCUGUCUACCUCGUGCGCCACAAGGAGACCCGCCAGCGCUUUGCCAUCAAGAAGAUCAACAAGCAAAACCUGGUUCUCCGAAACCAGAUCCAGCAGGUCUUCGUGGAGCGAGAUAUCUUGACUUUCGCCGAAAACCCCUUUGUGGUCAGCAUGUUCUGCUCCUUCGAGACCCGGCGCCACCUCUGUAUGGUCAUGGAGUACGUCGAAGGUGAGGGAGUCAUAGCGCCAGGCGCCAGCCCAGAAAAGGCGGCGUAGUAUGUCCGGCACCCGCUUGGCCGCCAGAAUAAUAAUAAUAAUAAUAAUAAUAAUAAUAAUAAUAAUAAUAUCUUUAUUGUCAUUGCCCCCUUCGGGGACAACGAAAUUACUUGACUGCUCCAUAAAAACACUAAUUAAUCAAUACAGUAUAAUACAGCAAGGGAGAUUAGAUGACUUUCAAAGUCCGGGCUUCCCAUUCAGGGCCGAGAUCGCUCUGGAGAAGAAGCUGUUCUUAAGACGGCUCGUUCUUGUCUUCAUCGUCCUGGAUCUCCGUCCCGACGGCAAGAGCUCGAAGAGACAGUGACCAGGAUGCGAUGGAUCUUUUACUAUGUCCAGUGCCAUCCUAUGGCACCUUGUGGCAUAAAUCUGCUCUAAGGUGGAGAGUGGGCAGCCAACAAUGCUCUCUGCUGCCUUCACAACCCUGCACAACCCCAUCCUGUCCUGGGUAGUACAGCUUCCGUACCACACACAUAAGCCAUAAGUGAGCACGCUCUCAAUGGCACAGUGAUAGAAGGCAAGCAGCAGUUUCUGCGGAAGACGGUUUUUCCUUAGUAUUCUCAAAAAGUACAGUCUCUGCUGCGCCUUCUUCACAAGCCCCCUUGUGUUGACACUCCAGGACAGAUCCUCUUGUAAUUCAAUGCCCAAAAAUCUGAACGUUGUUACCCUCUCCACACAGACCCCGUCAAUCAAAAGUGGCUGGACGUUGCUCUUCUGUCUCCUGAAGUCCACCACAAGCUCCUUUGUCUUCCUUGGAUUUAUGAGCAAGUUGGUAGCUCUGCACCACUCUGUCAGCCGCUCCACCUCAUCUCUAUAAUCCGUUUCACCCUCCCUUUCAGGGAUGAGCCCAAUACCGGGUGCAAUCCAACCGCCUUAGGUUAUUCUGCAAGGUUUAGGCCAGGCACCCCCAAACUCGGCCCUCCAGAUGCUUUGGGACUACAACUCCCAUCAUCCCUGACCGCUAGCUAGGGCUGAUGGGAGUUGUAGUCCCAAAACAUCUGGAGGGCCGAGUUUAGCUCUGCCUGAUCUAGAGCAGUGGUGGCCAGACUUGGCCCUCCAGCUGUUUUGGGACUACAAUUCCUAUCAUCCCUGACUGCCGGUCCUAUUAGCUAGGCAUGAUGGGAGUUGUAGUCCCAAAACAUCUGGAGGGCCGAGUUUGGGGACGCCUGGUUUAGGCUCACAGUUUUCCUUCUCCCAGAAGGAACCACCAUCGCUCAGUUGCAAGACCCUUGCUUUGCACGUGCCAAGGUCCCGGGUUCCAAUCCAGCCACGAACGGGUUUAAAAUAAGACAGGGAACAGGGCGAUUUAAUUUUUUUAAAAUUUCAUUAUUGUAUUUUUUUGCCCGGGACGUGGAGAGGCUCUGCCGGUCAGAGCGGGCUGUAUUUGGGGGCGAGAUUACCAGGAGGGGUGUGUGUGUCGAUGACUUAAAAACUGGGUCUCGUUGCAUUAAGUUCAUCAAUUAGGUUGAAUUAAUUGAACGGCUUUGACCCGGGUUUUGAAUCAGAUGUGCUUCGGGUUUUAUUUUCUUAGUGCAAACCACUAUUCCGACUUUUUAUAGCGCAGGGGGGGUGCGCUUAAAGGAAGCAAGGGGCAGGGCCUCCCCAAAAAUGUUUGAGAUCCCUGCAUUGCGGCGGGUUGGGCUGGAUGACCUCGCGGGUUCCCUUCCAACUCUUGAGAUCCUGGGAUCCUGGGACCGCCAGCGAGUGUUCAAGCACCCGGGACGGGACUGGCAGGAUUGGGGAGGGAUCUGCCCCCCGUUCCUGGACCGGGGGUCUCUCACCGCCCCUCUGUCUCCCUUAGGUGGGGACUGCGCCACUCUCUUAAAGAACAUGGGUCCCCUUCCGGUGGACAUGGCCAGGAUGUAUUUUGCCGAGACGGUCCUGGCCUUGGAGUACCUGCACAACUACGGCAUCGUCCACCGCGACCUCAAGCCGGACAAGUAAGGGCCGGCCGCCAGGAGGGCUUCCGUCGCCCCUCUGCGUGUGGGUCUGUCUAUUUGGGGACUACAACUCCCAUCAGCCCUAGCUAAGAGGACCAGGGGUCAGGGAUGAUGGGAAUGGUGUUUUGGGAUUUGAUUUCCCAGCCCUUCCGGGGUCCCCUUUUCCCGGGGUCCCUCUCCCCCCCUAACCAAGACCUGUCUCCCCCCUCUGCCCCCCCACCUCACCCCAUAGCCUCCUCAUCACCUCCAUGGGGCACAUCAAGCUGACGGAUUUCGGGCUCUCCAAAAUCGGGUUGAUGAACAUGGCCACCAACUUGUACGAGGGACACAUCGAAAAGGACACCCGGGAAUUCGUCGACAAGCAGGUGAGGGCUUGGGGGGGCGCCGGGACCCACAUUUGGGGGGCAUUUGCCAGGAGGAGUAGGGUCUCCGGGGAGGGCUUGGACGGGGCGCCGGGACCCACAUUUGGGGGGCAUUUGCCAGGAGGAGUAGGGUCUCCGGGGAGGGCUUGGGGGGGUGCCGGGACCCACAUUUGGGGGGCAUUUGCCAGGAGGAGUAGGGUCUCCGGGGAGGGCUUGUGGGGGGCGCUGGGACCCACAUUUGGGGGGCUGUUUGCCAGGAGGAGUAGGGUCUCCGGGGAGGGCUUGGGGGGCGCCGGGACCCACAUUUGGGGGGUCAUUUGCCAGGAGGAGUAGGGUCUCCAGGGAGGGCUGGGGGGGCACCAGGACCCACAUUUGGGGGGCAUUUGCCAGGAGGAGUAGGGUCUCCGGGCAGGGCUUGGACGGGGCACCGGGACCCACAUUUGGGGGGCUGGGUCUCUGGGGGGAGACGGAGAGUCGCGUCUGCCCCACAAGGGGAGAUGCGCCCCCUUCCCCUGUCGGCAGGAUAGGGGUCCCCUCCCCAUGGGGGGCACCCUGAUCGCCCCCCGAAUCUCCCCCUUCCAGGUGUGCGGGACCCCCGAGUACAUCGCCCCAGAGGUGAUCCUGAACCAGGGCUACGGGAAGCCGGUCGACUGGUGGGCCAUGGGCAUCGUCCUCUACGAGUUCCUGGUGGGCUGCGUCCCCUUUUUCGGAGACACCCCGGAAGAGCUCUUCGGGCAGGUGAUCAGCGGUAGGUGCUUCUCCCCCCCUGGGGCGGAGAAUUCGGGAAGGGGGACCCCAAAGGUCAUCCAGCCCACCCCCUCCUGCAAGGCAGGCGUCUUUUUGGCCCAAAAGGGGAGAAUUCAGGAAGGGGCCCCCCAGAAGUCAUCCAGCCCACCCCCAUCUUUUUGGCCCCAAAGGGGAGAAUUCGGGAAGGGGUUCCCCAAAGGUCAUCCAGCCCCAAAGGGAACCCGAAGCCGCGGCCCAGAGUUCGAGUCUCACGCUCCGCCUAUUCAGAAGCUGGGCAUAUCCCUCUGGUCCUCCGCCAACCCCCAAGAGCCUCUACCAAGUGAGCCGUUUGAAAUAUCGUUGGGACCCUGAGGGUCAUCCAGUCCAACCCCCCUGCCAGGCACGGGUCUCGCGUUCGAGUCCUCCUUAAAGGGCAUCUCGUUGGCCACUGUGAGAACAGCAUAAGGGUUUUUAAAAAAAUAAUUAUUAUCUGUUCCAUUUUCAUUACAAUCACAUCAUGACAAAUAAUAAGGAAAUGAAUUCCCCCCAUUCCGGUGACUUCCUUCAACUUCCCUUUCCGGGGGUUUUUUUACAUAUAAAUGUGCCCUGCUUGUAAAACUAGACUUUAAAACGUCAAAUUCUAUUCUUGUCAUUUUAACCUCAUCUUUAUAGCUUCUCUAAGUUAAUUUCGUUAAUUGUGAGGGUUUACUCAAAACCUACUGGCGAGUCCAUUUCUUUUCUUUCUUUCUUUUUAUAUUGUUCUUUAUCGAUUAAAAACGUACAUAUCUAUCAUUGUAUGCUAUCUCUUUACACAUGAAGAAAAAGAAAAUGAUGCAGAGAAUAGAACAUUUAUAAAGGAGCAAAAAAGAGGAAAAAAAAUAAAGAAAUAACAAAGAUACGAAGGGGGAAAAAUCAAAAGAGGAAAAGACAAGACAACAUUAAUUUCACAAUAAAAGUGAAGUCCGUUUCUUUUCAUUGGUUCCGUAAAUGCAACAUAAACUCUUUUUAAAAAUCUCUAUUUGUCUCUUAAGCCUUUCAAUUAACUUUGCCUUUUCGGCAUCAGUUUCUGUGAAGUUUUUCUCCUCCAGCUCCAGUGACAGUCGAUCUGCAUUCACCUAGAGGUAUAUUUUUAAUUUUCGGAGGGGGUUUAGGAUGGGCUCUGAGCUUUUCUGCAUCCGAACGCAGAGCGGAGCCCCCCAUCUCUGGUGGAAUCGGGGUCAACCGCCGCCGCAGCUGCCGGCCAGAGCGCUGCCUCUUCUGUGCCACCCGAACAAAAGGUCCUUUCAGGGAGAGACAAAAGCUCCCCUUCUGACCCCCGGCGUGUGACACCGCCAAGGGGGGGAGAAGCUCAAUUAUGGGGUCUGUUCCCUGCCCCCUUUUCAUCGCCCCCCAAGCUUCGGAAAACUGCCGUGCGAAGCUCUGGGGAACAGAGGAAGCUUUGCGUCAUCUGAAUUUCCGCAGGAUCCUAGAAGGGAGGGACCCCCAAAGCUCAUCCAUCUCUCUCUUUUAUAUAUAUAUAUAUAUAUUUAUUGGGUUUUUUUACAUAUCAUUUCCAACAAUCGUUUAACAUCACUUCUUCCGUCAACCACCUCUGAUGAUUUUCCAUUCUUUAUCCCUUAUUCUGCAGUUCUUAAUUUCUCUAUGACUCUUGUUGUUGUUUUGUCAUUUAGUCAUGUCCGCCUCUUUGUGCCCCCCUGGACCAGAGCAUGCCAGGCCCUCCUGUCUUCCACUGCCUCCCAGUUUGGUCAAACUCAUGCUGGUAGCUUCGAGAACACUGUCCCACCAUCUCGUCCUCGGUCAUCCCCUUCUCCUUGCACCCUCCAUCUUUCCCAACAUCAGGGUCUUUUCCAGGGAGUCUUCUCUUCUCAUGAGGUGGCCAAAGUAUUGGAGCCUCAGCUUCAGGAUCUGUCCUUCCAGUGAGCACUCAGGGCUGAUUUCCUUUCAGAAUGGAGAGGUUGGAUCUUCUUGCAGUCCAUGGGACUCUCAAGAGUCUCCUCCAGCGCCAGAAUUCAAAAGCAUCCAUUCUUUGGCGAUCAGCCUUCUUGAUGGUCCAGCUCUCACUUCCAUACAUCACUACUGGGAAAACCAGAGCUUGAACUAUACAGACCUUUGUCGGCAAGGUGAUGUCUCUGCUUUUGAAGAUGCUGUCUAGGUUUGUCAUCGCUUUCCUCCCAAGAAGCAGGCGUCUUUUGAUUUCGUGGCUGCUGUCACCAUCUGCAGUGAUCAUGGAGCCCAAGAAAGUCAAAUCUCUCACUGCCUCCCUUUCUUCCCCUUCUAUUUGCCAGGAGGUGAUGGGCCCAGUGGCCAUGAUCUUCGUUUUUUUGAUGUUGAGCUUCAGACCAUAUUUUGCGCUCUCCUCUUUCACCCUCGUUAAAAGGUUCUUUAAUUCCUCCUCACUUUCUGCCAUCAAGGUUGUGUCAUCUGCAUAUCUGAGGUUGUUGAUAUUUCUUCCGGCGAUCUUAAUUCCGGCUUGGGAUUCAUCCAGUCCAGCCUUUCGCAUGAUGAAUUCUGCAUAUAAGUUAAAUAAGCAGGGGGACAAUAUACAGCCUUGUCGUACUCCUUUCCCAAUUUUGAACCAUUUGCAAUCAUUUAACAUAACUUCUUAUCUUAUACAAUAUUUUAGCCUCCCGUCAACCACCCCUGAUGAUUUUCCGUUCUUUAUCCCUUAUUCUGCCUUUCUUAAUUUCUCUAUGACUCUUAAUUAUCGUUAACUAAUCAUUCUCUUCAUCGUCUUCCUUGCAAUAUUUCAAAUAGUCCUCCUUACAGAACUUCUUGCAGUCCUACUAGCGUCAUCUGUUCAUUACAAUUGCUUUUCAAAUAGUUCUUAUAUUUACUCCGGUCCUCUAAGAAUCUCUGGUCCCGCAGGUUUCGAAUCCUUCCUGUUAAUUUAUCUAAUUCUGCGUAGUCCAUUAAUUUCAUCCGCAAUUCUUCUUUCGUCGGUAAUUCUUCUUGCUUCCAUUUUUGUGCCAAUAAUAUUCUUGCAAGGGUCAUCCAUCUCAAACCCCCCCCCCCGAAUCGCGGCCCGAGAAAAUCCCUGGUAAGCAAGGAUCUGCCAUCGAGGGAAGGAGAGUCCUGGCAUAUAUAUAUUUUUAUAAAAAAUUGACAUUUUACUGAUUUCCCAAACAAUACAGAAACAGUGACAGUUUAUUUUCUGGGGUGAAAUCCUCAAAAAAACCUUGACAACUUCAAUCCUAAAAAAGAUCAACAACUUCUCUUCAUCGGAUCUGGCCCUCUUUGGAAAAAGUUUGGAAACCAAAGCACUCUAAGCCCUUCCUAUCUAUCUAUCUAUCUAUCUAUCUUUAAUAUUUAUUAAUUUAUUCUAUUUGUUUGUUUGUUUAAUUUCUAUACCACCCUAUACCCGAAGGUAUCCGUAAAAGCAAAACAAAAACAAAAACCCAAUAAAAAUUAAAAACCCUCCCAAAACCAGCGUUUUUGAAAAGGGUGUAGAAUGUAGAGAUCAAGUCAGGCAAAGGCCUGUCUAUUGUUCAGUUUUAACCGCUUUAAAUCCCAGUUAUCCGUUCACAACAAAAUUACAAUUAAAACCCUGCUAACGUCAUUAACCUGGGCACAUCGCUUCUGCAAAUGUGCAACAAACAUCCUCCAUUCUUAGUUUUACUGGGGCAACCCAGUAAAAAAGGAUUCGAAGCCCCACGGCUUUAGGAGUGUAUGGUUCAGAGGAGAAGAGGGUUUCAGCUGCGGUUGGGUUGGGAUGGAUGACCCCUGGGGGUCCCGACCGACUCGCUGAUUCUCUGAGCCCAACCCUGUUUUGUUUUGGGGUGGUGCCAUAAAUGCUCAUACGCAGUUUUUCUUCCGCUUUCUUCGUUCCAGACGAAAUUAUUUGGCCGGAGGGGGACGAGGCUCUCCCUCCCGAUGCCCAGGACCUCAUCACCCACCUCUUGAAGCACUGCCCUUUGGAACGCCUGGGCACAGGUAAAGGGUUUUAUUUUACUUUAAAAAUAUAAUUUAUCGCCUUUUUAGACCCCGGGAGCAUGCAAUUCACCCUGACGCCAACCCUGCGAGUGGGGAUAGAGAUUACCAGAGCCCAAGGUCGCCCAGCAAGCUUCCUGCCCACGAGCGAGGAUUGGAACCCGAGUCCUGGGGCAGCGCUGUAACCAUUAGGCCACGGCGUCUCUCCAUAGAUGGGGAGAGGGGCGUAAAUUUACUUACAGAGCUGGGGAAAUGGAGGGGGGCGGAGGGUGGGAGAUUUGGGGCAGGCGAAAAAAGGCCUCCUCCUUUGAUUAGCUCCUGGUUAACCUGUGGAACUCACUUCCACUGGAGGCAGGAAAUACCUCUGAAUAAUUCCAACCGCUGAGCGUCGCUGCUGUCCGGCUUGCAGGCGCCUGGUUGGGCACCGGAAGGAGAGGAGGCGGGACUAGAUUUACUCGAUCCAAUCACUGCAGGGCUUUUCCACUUCCCAAAAAGAGAACCUCCAUGGCCAGGCGCAAUCUACCUUAGCCCAGUGGCAGGAAAAGCGCUGGAAGAGGGGGCUUUUUAAAUAAUUUUUAUUGAUUUUAACAUACAAAUUAUAAAAUGUACUGCACAACUUUAUCACUUAUACAAUCUUUUUAGACUCGGAUGAUCCAUCGUUUUAACCACUUCUUACGCAUUUCUUAAAUUUAUAUUACUUUUAAAUCUCUUAACUAAUCCUCCUCCCCUUUAUCCAUUUUUGCAAUAAUUCCAAUACUACUCCUCACAAAACUUCUUGCAAACCUACAAACGUCGUCUGAUCUUCACAAAUACUUUUCAAAUAAUCCGUAAAUUUACGCCUGUCUUCCGUGAAUUUCUGGUCCCACCGGUUUCGAAUCCUUCCUGUUAGUUUAUCCAGUUCUGCAUAGCCCAUUAAUUUCAUCCUCCAUUCUUCAAUCGUCAGUAAUUCUUCUUGCUUCCAUUUUUGGGCCAAUAAUAUUCUUGCUGCUGUUGUUGCAUAUAAAAAGAGCUUACAUUCCUUUCUAUUUAUAUCGCUCCCCACAAUGCCCAGUAAAAAUGCUUCUGGUUUCUUCACAAAUGUAUAUUUCUUUCUUUCUUUUUAAUAAUAGUUUUUAUUACGUUUUCCAUUUUAACAAUCCAAUCACAUCACAUUCAUUAUUCCAAAUGAUACCAAUACAGAUCAUAAAGUCCAAAUAUUUUGCCAAAUUAUAAAUGUUUUGUUGGGGCUUCCCAUGCUACAAAUGUAUAUUUUUUUCAUCUCAUUUUUUUCGUGUACAUUUUUUCCAUGCUCCCAGAAGCAUUUCACCUUUUUACAUUGCCACCACAUGUUGGGUUGAAAAUCAUGACAGACGAGUGGCAGGUGUCAUAUGAGAGGCGUCUGCCGGGGCAAGCCCCGGGAACUCUCUUUUAUUGAAUAUUACAAACAUUGCCACAGGUGUGCUUGUGGCUGAUUGGUUGAUACAAACACAAAGCAUCUUGUUGCUGAUUGGUUAACAUAGGUACAAGGCGGGAAUUACAUAUAUCCAUUUAUCACUGAUAGAUCAAAGGCUGAGAAACGGAGCUAGAACUAGACAGGCAUGAAUCCUCCUAAUUAAAUUAUAACUAAAGAUUAAUAUAACAUGACUAAAACAAUUACUAAUGAUUGAUCAUAACAUGAAAGAAUAUAAUAAUCAAGUUCCGUAGAUGUGGUCAGCAAAGCAUUAAGAACAGGUCAGGAUACACUGUUUCAUGAACUCAAUGGGAACUGUUCAGAACAUUCUCAGACUCAUGCGCAGAGGCAAAAACUUCCCAGAAUGCAAGAGAAAAGAAGCAAUCGUUCUCAUAGCAAAACUUAAUGCCACAGUUAUGUGCAGUAAGAGAACUGCAGAAAGAGAACUUCCCUUUAACCACAUAUGAUAAAAAGUUCCCUCUCCCUUGGGUGCUUCUCAUUGGUGGCCCCCUGGACUUAAGAGGGAGCCGCCCCCCGGGGCCCCGAUCCUGACUCCCCUUCUUCCCUGUCCCCCCCGCCAGGAGGGGCGCACGAGGUGAAGCAGAACCCCUUUUUCCGCACCCUGGACUGGAACGGGCUCCUGCGUCAGAAAGCCGAGUUCAUCCCCCAGCUGGAAGCCGAGGACGACACCAGCUACUUCGACAGUAAGGCCUAGCGGGCGGAGCAGGGCACCCCCAAGAAGGCAGGAAAGCGGGCGUGUGUGUGCUUUGAGGCUCAAGCUGCGUCGCAAACCUGAUUUUCAGAAAGGGCAUUCAAUUUGGAAAAUUAAUAAAAAUUAUCGGGGGGGGGGAGAGAGAUUCCGGGUUGGUUUGGAUGACCCACGGGUCCCUUUCCGAUCCACAAUUUGACGCUUCUCCAUAUGCCUCUGGCUGGGUGUUGGUUUUGCAGGGUUUUCCCCGGGGGGGACGGGACCCCCGGCCUCUUCUCUCUGCCCCCCCACCCCUGACAUCAUUUCCUGCCCCCCCCCAGCCCGCUCGGAGCGCUAUCGCCACCUGGGGUCCGAAGACGAGGAGACGAACGACGAGGAGUCGUCCCUGGAGAUCCGGCAGUUCUCCUCCUGCUCCCACCGGUUCAGCAAGGUCUGAAAUUUCGCCUUGGUUACGGUUUCUUUCCCCCCACAAAAAAAAAAAAAUAUUGGUUUUCACAAUGUUAUAAACAAACACACAAGACAAACCAACAUAGAUCACAGCCAUAUUGAAAAUUACACUUAUUAACUUUGUUCAGUGACUUCCUCGCUUCCCCUUGGCUGAAUUUCAUUGCAUGCCCUUUGAACGGUUCUCCAAAUCCCAAUUUUUAUGAAAUUUAACUUAAACAUUAACAUCCUUAAAUGGAAUUAAACCUAUUAAUUCAUCACUUAACAUCAAUAAAAUCCUAAGCCCAUUAAGUAUCUGCAAGCUGUUUUCAGUUAAUUUAACUUGACAAAUUUAACUAGAUAAUCAUUAAAUUUAUUCCACUCUUCCUGAUACUCCUCCUCCUUCUGGUUAGGUCAGCUAGUUCCAAAAAAUCCAUCAUCUUGGUUAUGGUUUCUUGGUUGAGCCUCCAGAGGCAGAGCAAGUCUACCUUGGAAGGGGUUGCAAACAAGAAUGGGAGGAUUUACGUACGCGGCCCGGGUUUCUUUGCCCCCAAAUGCAAAAAGGAGCGAAAAAUGGCAGUUUAACUGGGGAGAAUACGCGCAGCUUGCAGACUUAAAAUAUAGAAUAUUUAGAGGAAAUUGGAAUAUAUUGAAUAUAUGGGAAAUAAUUGUGUAUCCUUGAGAGCGCUGGCAGCGUUAAGAUCAAUUCAGCAGUGCAAAUGAUCUUCGGCGGAUGCAGGAAGGGAAUAGAUUUUGUAAAAUACGCCGGGAUUUUUGAGCCGCGAAACGAACCACGGAAAGAGACGAACGGAAGUCCUUGAUAGUUUAAAGGGGUUUAAAUGCAUAUUCUAAAAUGGAAAGCACAAAAUCUAAUAAGAAAUAUAGAAAGGAAAAGCACCGUCUCCUGAAACCGUGCGCGAUUCGAAUCGGGGUCUCACCAAGACGGCAGGGGUCUCUCUCUUUCUGGCAGCCCUCUGUUUGAUAGCUUAAGCAGGGAUAAAUGAGUAAACAGAAAAACAAAAAUUACAGAAAGGAAAAGCACCGUUCCGUCUCUUGAAACCGUGCACGAUUCGAAUCGGGGUCUCGACGAAAAGUCGGGGGUCUCUCUCUCUUUCUGAUACUGGCUUAAGUAUGGAAAAUGUAAUAAAAUAAAUGUAAUAAAAUAAAAUAAAUGCAAUAAAAUAAAAUAAAUGUAAUAAAAUAAAAUAAAAUAAAAUAAAUGCAAUAAAAUAAAAUAAAAUAAAUGCAAUAAAAUAAAAUAAAUGUAAUAAAAUAAAAUAAAAUAAAUGCAAUAAAAUAAAAUAAAUGUAAUAAAAUAAAAUAAAAUAAAUGCAAUAAAAUAAAAUAAAUGUAAUAAAAUAAAAUAAAAUAAAUGUAAUAAAAAUUAUAUAUUUUUAAAAAACCCAGAGCAGGAGGAGACUUUGGCUCAGCAUCCCAGUUGGGGGGCUUCCCUCUCGAGCCCCCAUGGACCAAGGCAGUCUCCCUGAGAGUGCCAGAGGGUGCUGUGGGGUUUUUUAUUUCCCAAGGUGCCCAUGCAGAUGCCCAUUUCCUUCUCUGCCCCUCGCAGGUCUACAGCAGCUCCGAACAGCUGGCCAAUGCCUCGGCCUCCCUGGGCGCCUCGCCGUCUCCGGAGCAAAGCCGCGCCGAGAAGGACGACCGCGGGGAGCGCUGGGACGAGGAGAAGGGCCGGCUGCCAGGCCCCGAGACCAGGUGGGCACCGGGGGGCACGGGCGGGCACAGGGCUGGGGGCGCCCCAGAGAGAGGGCACUUUGGCGCAGCUAAAAUCGGGUUGCCAUUCGUUCCUUAAAAGCAGCUCCGAAACUUAUUUGCAGCUUUGGUGCCCGGGUUUUUGUGUCAUUUGCAGCUUUGGUGCCCGGGUUUUUGUGUCAUUUGCAACUUUGGUGCCCGGGUUUUUGUGUCAUUUGCAACUUUGGUGCCCGGGUUUUUGUGUCAUUUGCAACUUUGGUGCCCGGGUUUUUGUGUCAUUUGCAACUUUGGUGCCCAGGUUUUCGUGUCAUUUGCAACUUUGGUGCCCGGGUUUUCGUAUUAUUUGCAACUUUGGUGCCCGGGUUUUCGUAUUAUUUGCAACUUUGGUGCCCGGGUUUUCGUAUUAUUUGCAACUUCCAUGCCCGGGUUUUUGUGUCAUUUGCAACUUCCAUGCCCAGGUUUUCGUGUCAUUUGCAACUUUGGUUCCCGGGUUUUCGUAUUAUUUGCAACUUUGGUGCCCGGGUUUUCGUAUUAUUUGCAACUUCCAUGCCCGGGUUUUUGUGUCAUUUGCAACUUCCGUGCCCGGGUUUUUGUGUCAUUUGCAACUUCCAUGCCAGGGUUUUUGUGUCAUUUGCAACUUCCAUGCCAGGGUUGUUGUGUCAUUUGCAACUUCCAUGCCCAGAUUUUCGAAAUACGGUCACCCUAAGGCGGCCCCCUUGGGAGAAUACUCCAUUGUCCCUCAAGACAGACUGGUGCCACCUAAAGGCAACGCCAAGGGCUCCGCGGUUGGCAUCUGGGGGGGGCUUCUCCCUCCCCUGCAGGGUUGGCGCCUCGUCCGCCCCGAAUUGACCCCCUUCUCCCUCCUCUCCCCCAGACUCCGCGCCUGGACCUCCUGCGGGUCGACGGCCCUCUCCUUCCGCCAGGAGUGCGGUGCCCGCGGGGGCCCCCCCGCCCUGAGUGCCACCUGCAGCCUGGAGGCCAUGCCCAGGUUCGCCUUCUCCUCCGAGGACGAGAGCCCCUGCCGGGCGCCCCCCAAGAGGGAGCGCCCCGUCUUCGUGGUGGGGGGCGACCCCGAGGGGCCGGCCGGCGCCAAGACCCCCGCGAAAGCCUCUGGGCUGGCAGGUAGGUGGGUGAAAACAACCUGGCACUGGGCUGGCUAAAAAGCAGCCAAGGUUGUAGUCCUCAUGGCUUGGAAAUAAAAUAAAAGGGGGGGCUGAAUUCAUCCUUGAUCGGUCGAGCUCCUUGCUGCCAACACGGACCGGCAGCCGCAGCUUUCCAGGCACAUUUAAUUUAAUUUAAUUUCACAUUGAAUUUAAAUUUAAUUUAAUUUAAUUUUACAUUUAAUUUAAUUUAAUUUUUAAUUUAAUUUCAUUUUACAUUUAAUUUAACUUUAAUUUCAUUUCAUUUUACAUUUAAUUUAAUUUAAUUUAAUUUUACAUUUAAUUUUAAUUUAACUUAAUUUAAUUUUACAUUUAAUUUAAAUUUAAUUUAAUUUAAUUUUCAAUUUGCAUCCUGCCUUUUCUAUAUUGCUGUUCGCCACGCAGUUGACGGAAUAUGCACCAAAAGGACGCGGGUCUUUUAAUAACAGCUCCGGCGCUGGGCUGUUAAAAAGCAGCUAAGGUUGUAGUCCUCAUGGUUUUUGAAAAAUGAAAAGCUAAAUGCAACAGGGACACAGGGAAGCGACUUGUUUCCUUGACCAGUCGAGCUCCUUGCUGUCAACACGGACCGGCAGCAGCCGGUCUCCAGGCAACAUUCAUUUAAUUUCAUUUUUAAUUUGUAUUCUGCUUUUCUAUAUUAAUACACGCAAGGUGGUUUGCAAAACGUAACCUGGGGCGUUCUGCAGUCAUUGCCAAAUCUCCAGCAAAGCAACUGCAGCCUAUAAAAUGUGAUUAAUUGUUAAUUGUUAAUUAAUUGUUAAUUGUUAAUUAAUCGUUAAUUGUUAAUUAUUACUUCGUCCAUCUGGCUUUGGGGAAACAGCCACUUUGGGGAAGCCAAACCAAACCGCUGAAAAACAAUUCAGCCAGGAAACGCAUUUGCCACGAACGUCGUAUUAUGGGUUGCGCAAAAUGAUUACGGCCUCCGUAAUCAAUAAUAAUAAUCAUAAUAAUAAUUUAUUAUUUAUCGAUCAGGCGAUAUUAUCAAUAUUCACGAAACAGCGACCCAAGAAAUCACACAGCUCCUUAAAAGACGCGUCUCUCUGUUGUACGGAAAAUACGUUCCAUAUUUCCAGAAAAUAGGAUUUAAAAAAAGGGUCUCUGCCCCACGGAGCUUCCAGUCUCUCCAUCGCCACAGCAGAGGAAAGGUUAAUGGGAGGGUAGAGGAAGAAGGCGGCCGCCGUGGGUUUCUGCAAUGGGGUGUUUUUCUUUUUCUUGGGGGGUCAAACGGGAUUCCUUCCGCCACCCCCCCAAAAUAAAUUCUCUCCCUGCAGCUGACCUGUCCAGCCUGAGCCGGAUCCGCCUGCGGAGCAACAGCACGGGCACCAAGAACUCCCUGCCACUGGAUGGCGAGGCCGGGGGGCGCCGGGGGGGCAGCCACAAGGAAACGCCUGGGAAGCAGAGGACUCCCUCGGGGGGCAGCAGGGUGCCCAAGUCGGCCUCCGUCUCCGCCCUCUCGCUCAUCAUCGGGGCAGGUUGGUGGGGGGCCGGACCCUGACCCCUUUAUUAUUAUUAUUAUUAUUAUUAUUAAUUUCGCAAUGGCCAGGCAGAGCCUCCCCCGACGGAGCCGGUCUAUCUGAGAGCUGGGUUUUGCAUGGGGGGCUUCUGGCCUAUGGGGCAGGCGAGGAGGAAGAUAGAUGGGGGCCCCUCUGUGGCCCUCCUUUGUUUCUUAGGGCUCCUCGGUGGAGCCUCCACAGACAGGUCCAGUCUACCUGGGAGCAAGAUCGGGUGACGGCUGCUGCUCUUGGGUCCUGCUUGGGGGUUUUUUCUUGCCUAUGGGGCACCCCAUAGCCUGCUUUGGGGCCAGGCGCUUCUUAGAUUCUUUGGGAUCUUAGACUGAGCCUCCACAGACAGGCCCAGUCUACCUGGGAGCGAGAUCAGGCAAUAGCUGCUGCUCUCAGGUCCCGCUUGGGGUUUUCCCUUGCCUAUGGGGCACCCCAUAGCCUGCUUUGGGGCCAGGCGCUUCUUAGAAGUCCUGGAUUGAGCCUCCACAGACAGGCCCAGUCUACCUGGGAGCGAGUUCGAGCAACGGCUAUUCAUUAUUGCGAUUAUUUCCUGGAUUUCUAUACUGCUCUCAGGUCCUGCUUAGGGGGGUUUUCCUUGCCUAUGGGGCACCCCAUAGCCUGCUUUGGGGUCCUAGAUGGACCCCACUAAUCAGGCCCUCCUUAGCUUCUUAGGGGUCCUAGACUGAGCCUCCACAGACAGGCCCAGUCUACCUGGGAGCGAGAUCAGGCAAUGGCUGCUGCUCUUGGGUCCUGCUUGGGGUUUUUUUCUUGCCUAUGGGGCACCCUAUAGCCCGCUUUGGGGCCAGGCCCUCCUUAGCUUCUUAGGGGUCCUAGACUGAGCCUCCAGGGACAGGAGCAGUCUACCUGGGAGCAAGUUUGGGAGACGGCUAUUGAUUAUUACAAUUAUUUUCUGAAUUUCUACACUGCUCUCGGGUCCUGCUUGGGGUUUUUUCCUUGCCUAUGGGGCACCCCAUAGCCCACUUUGGGGACCUAGAUGGACCCCACUAAUCAGGCCCUUCUUAGCUUCUUAGGGGUCCUAGACUGAGCCUCCACAGACAGGCCCAGUCUACCUGGGAGCGAGUUCGAGCGACGGCUAUUUAUUAUUACAAUUAUUUCCUGGAUUUCUAUACUGCUCUCGGGUCCUGCUUGGGGUUUUUUCUUGCCUAUGGGGCACCCCAUAGCCCACUUUGGGGACCUAGAUGGACCCCAAUAAUCAGGCCCUCCUUAGCUUCUUAGGGGUCCUAGACUGAGCCUCCACAGACAGGCCCAGUCUACCUGGGAGUGAGUUCGGGUGAUGGCUGCUGCUCUCAGGUCCCGCUUGGGGUUUUCCCUUGCCUAUGGGGCACCCCAUAGCCUGCUUUGGGGCUAGGCGCUUCUUAGAAGUCCUAGACUGAGCCUCCACAGACAGGCCCAGUCUACCUGGGAGCGAGUUCGGGUGACAGCUAUUUAUAUUAUUUCCUGAAUUUCUAUACUGCUCUCAGGUCCUGCUUGGGGUUUUCCCUUGCCUAUGGGGCACCCCAUAGCCUGCUUUGGGGCCAGGCGCUUCUUAGCUUCUUAGGGGUCCUAGACUGAGCCUCCACAGACAGGCCCAGUCUACCUGGGAGCGAGAUCAGGCAAUAGCUGCUGCUCUCAGGUCCCGCUUGGGGUUUUCCCUUGCCUAUGGGGCACCCCAUAGCCCGCUUUGGGGCCAGGCGCUUCUUAGCUUCUUAGGGAUCCUAGACUGAGCCUCCACAGACAGGCCCAGUCUACCUGGGAGCGAGUUCGAGCGACGGCUAUUCAUUAUUACGAUUCUUUCCUGGAUUUCUAUACUGCUCUCGGGUCCUGCUUGGGGUUUUUUCUUGCCUAUGGGGCACCCCAUAGCCCGCUUUGGGGACCUAGAUGGACCCCACUAAUCAGGCCCUUCUUAGCUUCUUAGGGGUCCUAGACUGAGCCUCCACAGACAGGCCCAGUCUACCUGGGAGUGAGUUCGGGUGAUGGCUGCUGCUCCUGGGUCCUGCUUGGGGUUUUUUUCUUGCCUAUGGGGCACCCCAUAGCCUGCUUUGGGGCCAGACGCUUCUUAGAAGUCCUGGAUUGAGCCUCCACAGACAGGUCCAGUCUACCUGGGAGCGAGUUCAAGCGACGGCUAUUUAUUAUUACAAUUAUUUCCUGGAUUUCUAUACUGCUCUCGGGUCCUGCUUGGGGUUUUUUCUUGCCUAUGGGGCACCCCAUAGCCCGCUUUGGGGACCUAGAUGGACCCCAAUAAUCAGGCCCUCCUUAGCUUCUUAGGGGUCCUAGACUGAGCCUCCAGGGACAGGCCCAGUCUACCUGGGAGUGAGUUCGGGUGAUGGCUGCUGCUCUCAGGUCCCGCUUGGGGUUUUCCCUUGCCUAUGGGGCACCCCAUAGCCUGCUUUGGGGCCAGGCCCUUCUUAGCUUCUUAGGGAUCCUAGACUGAGCCUCCACAGACAGGCCCAGUCUACCUGGGAGCGAGUUCGAGCGACGGCUAUUCAUUAUUACGAUUCUUUCCUGGAUUUCUAUACUGCUCCCGGGUUCUGCUUAGGGGGCUCCUUACUUAUGGGGCUCUUAAUUCCCCCAAGCCAUUUCCCAGCCCUUAACCCCCCCCCCCCAAAAAAAGUGGGGCGCCCCCUAACUAACUCUCCUCUUUUCCUGCCAGACGACUUUGGGGGCGGCGCCCUGGUCAGCCCCAUCUCUCCCCGCUCCCUCUCCUCCAACCCCUCCUCCCGGGACUCGUCCCCCAGCCGCGACCCACUGCUGGGGGGCUCGGGCCUGCGCCCCCCCAUCGUCAUCCACAGCUCGGGCAAGAAGUACGGCUUCACCCUGCGCGCCAUCCGGGUCUACAUGGGCGACAGCGACGUCUACGCCGUGCAUCACAUGGUCUGGGUGAGGAAAACGGGGUUUUGAAAAGAAAUUCAAGGCGCUAGUCCUCAAGACAAUUUCCCAUUAAAUAUAAAGGCAUUCAGAUUUCGGAUUUUUUAAAAGGCUAAUAAGGCAGCUGCUUCCUACAGAGUCAGGCCAUUGGCCCAGCUAGUGUUGCCUGCACUGGCUGGCAGCCCUUCCAUUAAAGAUAAAGGCACCCAGAUUUAGGACUUUUUAAAGGCUUGUUUGAAAUAGGAACCUGCUAGUGUUGCCCUCACUGGCUGGCAGCUCUUCCGUGAAAGAUAAAGGCACCCAGAUUUAGGACUUUUUAAAGGCUUGUUUGAAAUAGGAACCUGCUAGUGUUGCCCUCACUGGCUGGCAGCUCUUCCGUGAAAGAUAAAGGCACCCAGAUUUAGGACUUUUUUAAGGCUUGUUUGAAAUAGGAACCUGCUAGUGUUGCCUGCACUGGCUGGCAGCCCUUCCGUGAAAGAUAAAGGCACCCAGAUUUAGGACUUUUUUAAGGCUUGUUUGAAAUAGGAACCUGCUAGUGUUGCCCUCACUGGCUGGCAGCUCUUCCGUGAAAGAUAAAGGCACCCAGAUUUAGGACUUUUUUAUGGCUUGUUUGUAAUAGGCAGCUGCUUCCUACAGAGUCAGGCCAUUGGCCCAACUGGUUUUGCAUGCACUGGCUGGCAGCCCUUCCAUUAAAGAUAAAGACACCCAGAUUUAGGAUUUUUUUAAGGCUUGUUUUAAAUAGGAACCUUCUUCGUACAGAGUCAGGCCAUUGGCCCAACUGGUUUUGCAUGCACUGGCUGGCAGCAUCAAUGCAAGAACUGCUUCCUCCACCAGCCCCUGAGUUUGGGUCCUCCUCCCUCCAAGCGGAUUGAAACAGGAGCAAAGCAACACAAGUUGCCAGGCUGGUCUGUUUGGCCCCAUACUGCCUACACGGGCCGGCAGCAGCAACUCUCCAAGAUUUCAGCCUCCGGGUCUUUUUUCCCCAGACCUACCUGGGGGGGUUGAUGGAGGGGGGAGAGAAUCCUUGAAUUGCCUUUAAAACAAACCAAGCUCCCAGUCCUCAAGGUUUGCCUUUGAUUCGCUCCAUCUGACCCCCCUACUGCCAACACUGGCUGGCAGCAUUGGCUACCCGAGAUUCAGAAAAAGGAAUCAGGAGAUGCAGGCUCCUUUCCCAGGAGGAAAAUGUGGUUUUAUCCCAUCUUUCCAACGCCCAAAAAGAAUUUAAGAAAUGAGAUUUCAAAGAAACAGAGGUUUGGGAGCUUAGGACACGGAAGCGGGUUCCGGAGAAAGGAAGCGAGAGCGGGGUUGGGAUGGAUGACCACUGGGGGGUCCCACCCAGCUAUAAACAUUGCCUGCUUUGGGUUGCAGAGUGUUGAGGACAGCAGCCCCGCGCAGGAGGCAGGCCUGCGGGCCGGAGACCUCAUCACGCACGUCAACGGAGAGUCGGUCCUGGGUCUGGUCCACAUGGACGUGGUCGAACUUCUGUUGAAGGUAGGGGGCCGCAUACUGCCUACACGGGCCGGCAGCAUCUCUCCGGUGGGUCGCGAGGAAGGCGGGUCCCAGGGGGGAAACAGCGCAGGCGGAGCCCUGAGGGCGUCAGAAGAGUCGCAGACAGAGAAAGGAGGAUCGGCAGAAUCUUACGAAUCGGGUGGGACCCCCAAAGGUCAUCCAGCUCAACCCGCUGCAGUGCAGGAAUUUCGGAUUAAGCGUCCCAAAGAUCCUCUUAGGGGGCAUCUGGAGGUGGGACUCGGUGGUCCUGAUCCGGAUGCUGCAGCGAGACUCAUCUCUUUUUUAAUAUUUUUAUUUGUUUUUACCGUACCGAAUCAAAAAUUUUAAAUCGAAAAAAUCAAAAUAAAUUCAAAUUUUGAAAAUGUAAUUUAAAAAAAAAAUUAAAAAGUUUUUUUAAAUUGAAAUUGAAAUUUUAAUUUAAAAUGUAAAAAAAUGAAUAGACAAAAAUUCACCCAAAUCUCUGGACAUCCUUUCACUCCUUAGUCCGUUUCCGCUGCAUCUUUUAAGUCGCAGCAAUUUUUUAAUAUAUCCCUCGUUCUUAUUAUUCAGAUCCUGCUAAAUGUUAAGUUUCCCCCGUUCUUUAUUUAAAAAUUCUGGUUUUCCCCGUCAAUUUCUCUAUCAGUUCCUUUUUUUUUUUUUAAAUGAUAUUUAUUGAGAUUUCGAAAACAAAAAAUUACAUAAAAGACAAUGAAAAAUAUAGGGGGGAAAAAGAGAAAAAACAUACAAAAUGCAAAGUAUAGGAAAAAAAUAUAGAAAAAACACUUAGAAACAAAUUUAUCCUUCCGUAUCUUACAUUUCAUUUCCUUGCUUUCCUGACCUCCUCUCACCUCCCUUUUUUGUAUUCUGCUUCAAUUGGUUAAUUCAGCAAUUUCUUUCCCUCUUUGUUUUUAUCUUAAUCCUUUAACUUAAUAUAUUAUAACUUUGAGUUCUGACCUGUUAAUAAUCCAUUUUUACAUACACCUUUAUAACAUUGCUGCUAAAACCACUUAACUUCAAUCCAACAUCAUUCUAACAUUCAUUAAUUUUGCAAUAUUUCUGUAAAUAGUCUUUAAAUUUCUUCCAAUCUUCCUCCAUCGACUCUUCUCCCUGGUCUCGGAUUCUGCCAGUCAUUUCCGCCAGUUCCAUAUAGUCCAUAAGUUUCAUCUGCCAUUCUUCCAAAGUGGGUAAAUCUUGUGUCUUCCAAUACUUUGCAAUAAGUAUUCUUGCUGCUGUUGUAAAGAAAAUUCUGUCCUUCUUUGGCACCAUUUGGCCGACGAUGCCCAGGAGAAAGGCCUCUGGUUUCUUCAAGAAGGUAUAUUUAAAUACCAUUUUCAAUUCAUUAUAAAUCAUCUCCCAGAAAGCCUUAAUUUUUGGGCACGUCCACCAAAGGUGAAAGAAUGUACCUUCAGUUUCUUUACAUUUCCAACAUUUAUUGUCGGGCAAAUGAUAGAUUUUUGCAAGCUUGACUGGGGUCAUGUACCACCUGUAUAUCAUUUUCAUAAUAUUCUCGCUAUCAGUUCCUCUCUGGGCUGAUGGGACGCGUACUUGCGGCUUCUUAGCGGAGCCUCCAUGGACAGGCGCAGUCUACCUUCGAACGCGGCUGGGAAGGCUGCGGAAUUGGGGGACAGGAUCCUGGCAGAGGGUCACCUUGGCACCCGUUGGCACCUGCUGGCACCCACCCCUCUCUCUCUCUCCAUCCCUGUAGAGCGGGAACAAGGUGGCACUGCGCACCACGGCGCUGGAAAACACGAGCAUCAAGGUGGGCCCGGCGCGGAAAAACAGCUCCAGGACCCGGAUGGCCAGGAGGAGGAAGAAGAGCCGCCGGAGGGAGAGCCAGGACAGGUGGGCGAGAUUCGAACCCGCCUCCCGCGCCCAGGCUUGAACCCGGCUCCCCUGCUGCGCCCGUUGCGCCGCGCUGCCUCUCUCUCUUUUUUUUAAAUAAUAUUUAUUAACGUUUCAAAAGAAGAAAAAUCGCCUUAAUAAAAAGAUUAACAAUAAAAAAGGAAAGAACAAAGUAGAAAAAAGAAAAAUUCCAUCUUUUCAUCACUUCUUUUACGUUUACUUGUUUCCCGGACCUCCUCAUACCUCCCUCUUUUGUAUUCCAAUUCAGUUUGUUAAUUUAGCAAUUCCUUUCCCUCCUUUUUAAUCCUAAUCCUUAAUCUUGAUAUAUUAUAACAUUAAAUUUUUACAUAUUAAAAACCAAUUUUUCCAUUCUUUUAACCUUUUUAAUCCUAAUCCUUAAUCUUGAUAUAUUAUAACAUUACAUUUUUACCUAUUAAAAACCAAUUUUUCCAUGUUCUUUUGUACCUAUACAGCUAGAAACCACUUAACUUCAAUCCAACGUCAUUCUAACAUUCAUUAAUUUUGCAAUAUUUCCGUAAAUAGUCUUUCAAUUUCUUCCAGUCUUCUUGCCUCUCACCUCCCUCCUUCUUUCCCCGCAGGCGGAAAUCGCUCUUCAAGAAGAUCUCCAAGCAGACCUCCGCCCUGCACACCAGCCGCAGCUUCUCCUCGGGGCUCCACCACUCCCUCUCGUCCGGGGACAGCCUGCCCGGGUCGCCCACCCACAGCCUCUCGCCCGGACCCCCCACCCCCUGCCGCAGCCCCGCCCCGGACGCCCCGCCAGGUGAGGGGUCCCUCUCCCUCCCACCCGCCCCACGGCUCCACUCUGGGAGGUUCGGGGCAGACCGAGGAGGGAAUCUGGCAGCUGGUUAGCCGGUGGAACUCACCGCCACAGGGGAGCUGCAACAAGAGGAUUCCCCAAAGCACAAUGGCUCUGCUCUGUUUCCCCAGUCGGAAGCAGUAAAUUUGAGCUCUUUUCCUCUUUUACGGGCUCAUACCAUUGAGAUAGCAUUUUCAUAUAUCAUUUUCAUAUGUGGUUUUUAUUUUGAUUUAUAUAUAUAUAUAUUGUGGUUUUGAACAGUGUAUAAAUUCACUUAAUAAUAAUAAUGGAACCUCCAGUGGUUUUUAUUUUGAUUAGAUAGAUAGAUAGAUAGAUAGACAGACAGACAGACAAAUGUAUGUAUGUAUGUACGUACGUAUGUAUGUAUGUAUAGAUAGAUAGAUAGAUAGAUAGAUAGAUAGAUAUAGUGGUUUUGAAUAUUGCACAAAUUCUAAUAAUAAUAAUAAUAAUAAUAAUAAUAAUGGAGCCUCCAGCUGCACAGGCAGUCUACCUGGGUCCCUAGCUUUUGGCCGGAAUUUUCUCUAUUUCCUAUGCUUCCGUGUCUAUAUUAUGACCCAAAUCGAUGGCCCAAUGUAUGAGGGAUUAUAUCAUUCAUAUAUCAUUUCCAUAUGUAGUUUUUAUUUUGAUUUUAUAUAUAUAUAUUGUGGUUUUGAGCAGUGUAUAAAUUCACUUAAUAAUAAUAAUAAUAAUGGAACCUCCAGUGGUUUUUAUUUUGAUUAGAUAGAUAGAUAGAUAGAUAGAUAGACAGACAGGUGUAUGUAUGUAUAGAUAGAUAGAUAGAUAGAUACAGUGCUUUUGAAUAUUGCACAAAUUCUAAUAAUAACAAUAAUAAUAAUAAUAAUAAUAAUAAUAAUUAAUAAUAGAACCUCCAGUGGUUUUUAUUUUGAUUAGAUAGAUAGAUAGAUAGAUAGAUAGAUAGAUAGAUGGAUGGAUAGAUAGAUAGAUAUAGUGCUUUUGAAUAUUGCACAAAUUCUAAUAAUAAUAAUAAUAAUAAUAAUAAUAAUAAUAGAACCUCCAGUGGUUUUUAUUUUGAUUAGAUAGAUAGAUAGACAGACAGACAGACAGGUGUAUGUAUAGAUAGAUAGAUAGAUAGAUAGAUAGAUAGUUUUGAUCAUUGCACAAAUUCUAAUAAUACUAAUAAUAAUGGAACCUCCAGCUGCACAUACAGUCUACCCUCGUUCCUAGCGUGCGGCCGGAAUUUCCUCUGUAAAUUUCAUAUCCAUAUUCCUAUCUAUAUUAUGACCCAUAUAUAUUAUAUUAUAUAUUAUAUAUAUUAUUAUUAUAUUAUAUUAUAUUAUAUUAUAUUAUAUUAUAUUACGGCCCCAUGGAUUAAAUCCUGCUCACCCUUUCUCUCUCUCUCUCUCUCGCCAGAUCCCGCCUCCCUGCAGACCACCUCCCCCUCGCCCAGCACACCCCCCUCCCCGGCUGGCCACAUCCGCCCCAGCUCCCUCCACGGCCUGGCGCCCAAACUGGGCACCGCCGGGCGCUACAAAGUCGGGCGCCGCAAGUCCACCAGCAGCAUCCCCCCCUCGCCCUUGGCCUGCGCCGCCCCGCCCUCCCCGCAGAGGUCCCCCUCGCCCCUGCCGCCCUCCAAGGCGGGCAAGGCACUCUCGCCGCCCGCUGGCACCCGUGCCCACGACGGCGCCCGCUCGCCCCUGCUCCAGAGGGUCCAGUCGGCCGAGAAAAUCCCCGACAAGAAGCCGGCGGGCAGGCAGAAGGCGGCGGCGGCGGCGGGCGAGGUGGGCGCUGGAGAUCCCGGCGCCCGGCGAUCCCUCGCCCGCCCUGGCACCGACUCCGAGUGGUGGUUAUGCGCCAUCUGAACCUCUCAGAGCGCCGGGACUCGUUUAAGAAGCAGGAGGCGGUGCAGGAGGUCAGCUUCGAUGAGCCCGACGUGGAGGGUGCCCCCUGGCGCCCGCCGGUGCCCCACAUCGCGGUGCAGGCGGACCCCGAGUGGGAGUGCCAGGGGUCCUACCCGGCCCGGCUGGAAGCCCGCGUCUACAUCGAGCAGGAAGACGGCACCACGGCGGUGGAGUUCGCCAGCGUCUCGCCCCCCGGGCGCAGGACAAGCGGCGGGGCGCCCAGCCCCCCAAGGAGGCGGUUGUGGGGGGCACUGGGCACCCCCGAGAGGCCCACCGGAGCCUGGCUGCCCGCCGUGGACCAGGAAGAGGACUCUGCGCCCGGGCAGAGGGGCGUCGCGGAAGACCAGUGAACUUCCGGGGGGCAGGGAAGGAGGUGCCCGUUUCCCUGCCCGGAAGGGUGCCCGCUGCUUGCCCCACAGGAGGGCACCCAGGAAUCCUGCUUGGGGGGGUCUUUUGGGGGUCCCUCAAACCAGACUGCGAAGGGGGGCUCCUCAAACUCUGGGAUCUCCCCCGGGGUGUUUUGGGGGGCAGUUGGGCACGGGGGCAGCGGCGAGCCAGUUGUGGUGGGCAUCUGGGCAUGCCUAUUUUAACCGGGGUUUGGGGGCGAUAUUUUUGGGGGGGAUAAUUCUCUUUGGGAUUGGGGAAACACCUCUUCCUAGAGGGUAGGCCCAACAUCUGGGGCCAGAGGGAGGGGUUGGCACCCGAAACAUCGGGGGGGGGCACCGCCCCGAAUGAAGAAGGGGCACAAAAAAUGGGCACAUUCCUCUAUUUCAAAAGAGACAUUUUCUCCCCAGAGUAGGGGAAUAUGUGGGGCUUUCCAGAUAUCCUUGAGAUUGCCAGCCCUUCAGUUACAGAAUCCCAGCUUUGGGACCCCCGGGGGUCAUCCAGCCCAACCCGCGCCAACGCAGGAGUGGCGUCCCCUGCCCCGCCCACCUCCGGUCCGGGCCCCAGACCCUGCCCCGAUGCCAGGGGACCCCCACCUUGGUUGCGUGGACCCUGGCGCCAGAACGCUGCUGCGAUUCCUGCAUUGUGACCCACUGGGGUCUAGGAUUCGCACCCGGUCCCCACACCUAGAGCCGACGGAGAAGACGAGUUUUUCAGCCCCCCCGCCCGGGCAUGGGAGCGGGUGGCAGACUUUGGGGGAGAAAGGGGGGAGUCCGCAAGGAAUCCCCCGAAUCAGGUCGGGAGCCUAUGGGGAGGAGAUCUGUGGGUCAGUUCCCAGCCCUGGGGGUUCAGUCUGUGGAUAGAAGGGGGGACCCCGGGAGCAUUGCCCAAGGAAGAAGGACAGCAGCCUGAAACAGGGUCAUUUCCUGAUGUGGGACCCAUUUUCCUGAUUGUUAAGCCAUGCUGGCAUUACCCUAAUAUUCCCAACCCUGGCCGGCAGCAGCUGUGCAGGAUUCGCUCAGCCAAUCUCCCAGCUGGAGAUGCCAGUGGUAAGAAUUGAACCCGGGACCUUCUGCAGGAAGAACUGAUAUUCCCCCCCUGCGCCGCAGCCCCUCUGUUACUAAUAAAGUUCCUAGACCUCACUGAGCUCUACCCUGGCAGGCAGGCAGGCAGGCAGGGGUCUUUUGGGGGACCUUCUCUGCCACAUUUAAUCCCAAAAUGUCAAGUUCCUAGUCCUCCUUGGCCGUAUUUGCUUCCUGCAAAUAAGCAAUUUAAUUUGGGGCCUGAAAGCAGGAAAACCCUGGAUCUUGCAGGGAUUCGGACAUGCAGGGAGAUUUCUGGAAGCAAGGCCAAUUCCGGACAGAAUAGAUGCAGCUUGGCUCGCUUUCCCGAUCUGCGUUUGAGGGGUGCUGCCCCCUUUUCCGCUCAGUGGGGACCCCAGACUCCUAUCCUACAAGCCCCCCCACAGUAUAGAUAUAUAUCCGGGUUCCCCAAACUGCUUCCCCAUUAAACUUUGCCCUGAUUACUUAUGGUGUCCUCAACUUUCCCAUCUGCGAAAUGGGCUCCCCUGAAUUUAACCCAAUCUUUGUAUGGUGGCAGCAGAAAGUUUGGGGCUGCUCAGCUCUCGCACAGGGUUUCUCGGGAUAAGUUCGGAUUUGGAAAUUUGGGGGUGGGGUUGGGGAACCCCCUCCUCGGUUUGCUGUACGGAAAACGGUCUCUGGAAGCCCGUUUUUGGGAAGGAAAAUAAAGUAAGUUAUGAAUGGAGCAAGAAGAAA